AUGGCACAGGCAAAACCCAAUCCUAUCAAGGACCUUCAAGAUGAACUCACUUGUCCUAUUUGUCUUGACAACUUCAAAGACCCAGUCUCUAUAGAGUGUGGGCACAAUUUUUGUCGGGCAUGUAUUUCACGCACAUGGAGAGGAAUUCACACACAAUUUUCAUGUCCUCAGUGCCGGAAGGUCUCUAAAUGGCGGUUCUUCAGACCAAAUCGCCUUGUGGAGAAUGUAGUAGAAAUCACAAACCGCCUACUUGAAUCUAAAAUAAAUAAUGCUGAUAAGAAGACAUGCCAAUUGCAUCAGGAACCUUUAAAGCUCUAUUGUCUGGAAGAUCAGCAGAAAAUUUGCUUGGUGUGCAGAGAAUCCAUUUUUCACAAGAAUCAUAAUGUCAUACCAUUGGAAGAAUCUACGAGUGAAUUUAAGGUAAAUGAUGAUAUUGUCUGACAUGUAAGGCGUUCUUUUCAGAUAUCAAUAAACAAUUCAGCUUUGUGUAUUAUCACAAAAGAGACAUUGUUGUUCUUUAACCCCUUAAGACCGUAGGGCGUACUAUUACGCCCUAUUUUAGGCGUCUCUAAACGCCGCCUGGCGUAAUAGUACGCCCUCCGUUUUUUUUCUUACUUACCCGGUCACCCCCGGGGGGACUCCCAGGGAGCCACCGCAGCAGAUCCUCCGUCCUGCAGCCCCCCCCCCCGGCCAUGUGAGAAUGAGGUCCUUGUGAGGACCUCACAAUCACAUGGCCGGUAUAGCUGGCUGCUGCAAUGAUAGGUAGUCCCCCUGCUGGCUGGAAAUCAAAUAAAAUUUUAUGUUAAUAAGUGUAAAAAAUAAAUAGAAUUUUUUUUAUUUAUUUAUAUAUAUAUAUAUAUAUAUAUAUAUAUAUAUAUAUAUAUAUAUAUAUUUCUCUAAAUCUCUCAAAUUACAUGUAGACUGAUACUGAUUAAAUAUAUAAUUGUGAGAUAUAUAUAUUAUGAAAAAAUAUGUAAAUUGUGUUAUUUCGUUCUAACUGUAUUGUGAUAUUAAUAUAUAUUUAUAUCAAAAUAAAAUAUAUAUAUAUAUAUAUCUAUGUAAAAAAAACAGAUACCAUUCUUAGCUUGUAAUACCUUUUUUAUUGGACUAACAGAAUUUUUUAAUGACAAGCUUUCGGGAGAACCUCCCUUUCUCAAGUCUGAAGCAUUUCUGAGCAAAAGGACACAUAGAAUUCAAAGUUGAGUUGUGAUACAGGGGUUAAAGCGACAUGAGUGUAGAUAAGACACAGGUUUGUUAGAAAAUAGACACCAUCUUAGCAGAGGGUCAUAAAUAUCUUGUUGAAGAGCAGAGUAGGGGGGAGAGAGGGAAAAGAAAAACAAGCAAGCAGACAGUGCACAGGAUGAUACACUUUAUACAUGCACACACACAGAAAUAUGUAUAUGUGAACGCAUAAAAACAUGUACAUAUACGCACAUGAACUCAUAUACACAAAUAUAAAUGCACAGUAAUAUAUAUAUAAGCAUUCAUGCAUACGAGUAUGGGAAAGCAUAGGUCUACUCAUAGUACUUUGUAUAUAGAUAGAAUAAACAUAUAGGAAUGCAUUUUAAAGUGUUGGUACAUAUGACAGAAUAGUAAGAUAAUGCUGGGAGAGUGUUCAUGUAAAGUGUUGGUAGUGGGACAGGAAUCCCAAAUCAAUAUUUAGUCCUCUAUUCUUGCUGUUAAACCAUUUAAUCAUUCUGGCUUCAAAGGCUUUUCUUUCCUGGGUAUUUUUAAAAACCCCUUUCAGUACUUUGAUUUUUAGGUCCUUCAGUGAGUGGCCAGGCUGGGUAAAGUGGUGUCCCACAGGAGUGCAGUAUGAUUCUUCUUUGUGGUGUUUAAUAGAGUGUCUGUGCAUAUUCAUUCUGCCAUUUAAUGGCUGGGUGGUUUCCCCAAUGUAGCAUCCUUGCUGGCAUUUUAUGCAUUGAAUCAUGUAUACCACGUUGCUGGAUGUGCAAGAGUAUGAACGUGUGUGUGUGUGUGUGUAUAUAUGUAAUAUCUUUACAUAACUAGGGAUCUUACUUAAUUACAAUUAGCGGGACCUGCCUGACAACCCAUGUCAAAAGUAAAGGGAAUUUAAUUUGCUAGCACUAUAUUUAACUCUAUAACUUUCCAAGACACCAUAAAACCUGUACAUGGAGGGUACUGUUCUACUCAGGAGACUUCACUGAACACAUAUCAGUGUUUCAAAACAGUAAAAUGUAUUACAACAAUGAUAACGCCAGUAAAAGUGAAGUUUUUUGCAUUUUUUAACGCACAAACAGCACUUACACGGACAAUACAGGGAGUGCAGAAUUAUUAGGCAAGUUGUAUUUUUGAGGAUUAAUUUUAUUAUUGAACAACAACCAUGUUCUCAAUGAACCCAAAAAACUCAUUAAUAUCAAAGCUGAAUAUUUUUGGAAGUAGUUUUUAGUUUGUUUUUAGUUUUAGCUAUGUUAGGGGAUAUCUGUGUGUGCAGGUGACUAUUACUGUGCAUAAUUAUUAGGCAACUUAACAAAAAACAAAUAUAUACCCAUUUCAAUUAUUUAUUAUUACCAGUGAAACCAAUAUAACAUCUCAGCAUUCACAAAUAUACAUUUCUGACAUUCAAAAACAAAACAAAAACAAAUCAGUGACCAAUAUAGCCACCUUUCUUUGCAAGGACACUCAAAAGCCUGCCAUCCAUGGAUUCUGUCAGUGUUUUGAUCUGUUCACCAUCAACAUUGCGUGCAGCAGCAACCACAGCCUCCCAGACACUGUUCAGAGAGGUGUACUGUUUUCCCUCCUUGUAAAUCUCACAUUUGAUGAUGGACCACAGGUUCUCAAUGGGGUUCAGAUCAGGUGAACAAGGAGGCCAUGUCAUUAGAUUUUUCUUCUUUUAUACCCUUUCUUGCCAGCCACGCUGUGGAGUACUUGGACGCGUGUGAUGGAGCAUUGUCCUACAUGAAAAUCAUGUUUUUCUUGAAGGAUGCAGACUUCUUCCUGUACCACUGCUUGAAGAAGGUGUCUUCCAGGAACUGGCAGUAGGACUGGGAGUUGAGCUUGAAUCCAUCCUCAACCCGAAAAGGCCCCACAAGCUCAUCUUUGAUGAUACCAGUACUCCACCUCCACCUUGCUGGCGUCUGAGUCGAUCUGGAGCUCUCUGCCCUUUACCAAUCCAGCCACGGGCCCAUCCAUCUGGCCCAUCAAGACUCACUCUCAUUUCAUCAGUCCAUAAAACCUUAGAAAAAUCAGUCUUGAGAUAUUUCUUGGCCCAGUCUUGGCGUUUCAGCUUGUGUGUCUUGUUCAGUGGUGGUCGUCUUUCAGCCUUUCUUACCUUGGCCAUGUCUCUGAGUAUUGCACACCUUGUGCUUUUGGGCACUCCAGUGAUGUUGCAGCUUUGAAAUAUGGCCAAACUGGUGGCAAGUGGCAUCGUGGCAGCUGCACGCUUGACUUUUCUCAGUUCAUGGGCAGUUAUUUUUGCGCCUUGGUUUUUCCACACGCUUCUUGCGACCCUGUUGACUAUUUUGAAUGAAACGCUUGAUUGUUCGAUGAUCACGCUUCAGAAGCUUUGCAAUUUUAAGAGUGCUGCAUCCCUCUGCAAGAUAUCUCACUAUUUUGACUUUUCUGAGCCUGUCAAGUCCUUCUUUUGACCCAUUUUGCCAAAGGAAAGGAAGUUGCCUAAUAAUUAUGCACACCUGAUAUAGGGUGUUGAUGUCAUUAGACCACACCCCUUCUCAUUACAGAGAUGCACAUCACCUAAUAUGCUUUCGAGCCUAUACAGCUUGGAGUAAGACAACAUGCAUAAAGAGGAUGAUGUGGUCAAAAUACUCAUUUGCCUAAUAAUUCUGCACUCCCUGUAUUAUUGCUGCGAUACUUUUUUACUGUUUUGAAACACAAAUAUUUGUUCAGCGAAGUCUCCCGAAUACAACAGUACCCCUCAUGUACAGGUUUUUAUUAAAAAUUAAAAUUCGCCAUAUUGGUUACGUUGCCUUUGAGACCCUAUGGUAGCCCAAGAAUGAAAAUUACCCCUAUGGCAUACCAUUUGCAAUAGUAGACAACCCAAGGUAUUGCAAACGGGAUAUGCCCAGUCUUUUUUAGUAGCCACUUAGUCACAAACACUGGCCAAAAUUGUUUUUUUUUUUUUUUUUGCAUUUUUCACACACAAGCAAAUACUAACGCUAACUUUGGCCAGUGUUUGUGACCAAAUGGCUACUAAAAAAGACUCGACAUACCCCAUUUGCAAUACCUUGGGUUGUCUACUAUUGCAAAUGGUAUGCCAUUAUGGGUGUAAAUUUCAUUCCUGGGCUACUAUACAGUCUUAAAGGCAAUGUAACCAAUCUGGCGAAUUUCAAUUUCAAAUGUAACGUGCUAUAUUUGACCCUGUAACUUCCCAAAACGCCGUAAAACCUGUACAUAGGGGGUACUGUCUUACACGUGAGACUUUGCUGAAUACAAAUGUGUAUUUUAUUGCAGUAAAAGCAAACAGUAUUAUGACAUUUACAGUUAAAAUGUCAUGAAGAACUAAAAUAACAAAAUGUCUUAUUUUCUCCCAUUUUUUUCAUAUUAAAUUAUGUUUCAUAGCUAAAUAUUUGAUAUUAAAUGAAAGCCCUGUUUCCCCUAAGUAAAAUGAUAUAUAAUAUGGGUGGGUGCAUUUACUAUGAAAGAGGUGAAUUACGGUUGGACAGACAUGUAGCGCAAAUGCCAGGUUUUGUUUACAUUUUGUUCACAACGUGUACAUUUGGCUCCGUCCUUAAGGGGUUAACCUACUGAUGUGUUAUUGAACAUUGAUGUCCAGUUUUAAAACCUUACUUUACAGGGCAUUGACAAUGAUAAAACUGAUUAGAUUUCUCUUGUCAUGCGCAAGUUACAGCUGCAGUACACAUGGAAAGCUGUCAUUUCCCCUCAUUACAUUCUUCCCACAUAAUUACCAGAUUUUACUAUUAACAUGACGUAAAGUCAUGAUUUUAUUAAUGACACGGAGGCUCCUAUUAUGCAUUCUCUUUCUUUAUUAUACUCCCAGCAGCAAGAAAAGGGAAGUAUGAGAGAAUCAUAGAAAAAAGAAACCAUAACAAUAGCCUGGUAACAGUAGCACCAAUCAGCAUACAGUAUAAUCCAUAUAGGUGUAGUGUUCCUUGACUCCUCCUCUUUCUGCAUAGGUCCUGAAGACUAUUAGUGCAAAAUUCAAGGUAUUCCAACCAUAAAUACGAAUCCACGAACCAAAACCAUAACUGGAAACUUAAAUCUAGAACCGUUUCAACCGGCAACUCUCCAGCUGUAUUCAAGCUAAAAGAAAGGAGAAAUAUGGUAAUAUCGAAAUCUCGUGACUGUUAUUCCGCAAUUAACAACUCGUCAACCAUGUUAAUCAAACGAUGUAACUAUAUCAAUUUCGGCAACCAUAUUGCUAGAUCGAAAUACGUAUCAUAUAAGUCAUAUUCAUAGAAUACUUACUCACCUGUGUCAUGAAUGAUCUUGUACCUACCGUAUUAAGUAAUCCUAAAUGCUCCAUGUUCUGGGUUAUAACUUACUCACCACUCUGGGUAGGGUGGGUGGGAAUAAUACUCGCCUCUGUGUCAUUAAUAAAAUCAUGACUUUACGUCAUGUUAAUAGUAAAAUCUGGUAAUUUUAUUAAAGACACGGAGGCUCCUAUUAUGCUAUUUUAAAGCUGAGCAACCACUGAACUGGAAAUGUGUUGCACUGGGCGGUAAUAGAAAUUACGAAAUGUAGACUCAUUCGACCAGUCGGCUGCCCGUAGUAUAUCCUCCAAUUUACAACCUAUCAUGGAAGCUUUAGAGGCCAUAGCUCCGCGAACGGAAUGUGAGGAAAAAAUUGAGGUGUCUAUGCCUGCAUUUGAUCCAACGAGCUAAAGUAGCAGUAGAUACUGGUAGGUGAGGUCUUUUGAAUGAGAUGAACAGUGGAUGGGUUUGUUCUGGACGGAGUGAUGCCGUGCGAUGCUCGUAUUCCUUCAGACAUAGCAUAGGGCACAAAUUCGGGUUGUCCGGCAAUGAUGGGUAGAAAACUUCCUUAGUCGAGGAUUUUGUUCUACGUGAAAUAUUAAAGCAUACUCCGUUUGGGACAAAAACACGUGACAUCAGCGACCCGUUUACAUGAAAGUAAACAAAACAGCAUCAACAGUUUGGCCAACAAUUGCUUCAAUGAAAGUUCCUGGUUCAUUGGCCAAGAUUCGAUAAAACGCAACAUCACAUUGACAUCCCAAAAGGAAGAAUAUCGAGUUUGAGGAGGUCGAGUAAGACGGAUGACUUUGAGUAAACGACAGAUAAGGGCAUGUUUACCUAUUGGGGUGCCAUCCAACCCCAUAUGUCUCGCUGAUAUAGCCGAUCUGUACAUAUUUAUAGUACGAAAGGCUUUUCCUUCCUCAGAGAGUAGAGUCAGAAAUUGUAGGAUUGCCUCUGUAGAAGCUGAUAUGGGAUCCAUUGACCGUCCCACGCACUAACCAGACCAUUUUCUCCAAGCCGAUCCGUAGGCACGUCUGGUACCUGGUGCCUACGACUCUGCCAAGAGACUGAGUGUCGUCUGCGAAACCUCCUCGAGGUUCCAUGAUCUCCUGAAAUGAGCCAUGCCAUCAGUUGCAGUAGGCCUUGGUUAGCCAGAUCAUGACUCAUUCCAUCUGGGUUGGUUAAGAGCUAGGGAAUGUCUGGCAACAGCUGUGGGAAAUCUAUUGACAUUUCCAAUAAUUGAGGAAACCAAGGUUGUGACCUCCAUAACGGGGUUAUCAGCGCCAGCGUCCCCUUGGAAUAUCGAAGGACCGCUAGGGACCGAGAAAUGAGGUUGAAUGGGGGAAAGCGUAGUUCCUGCCCUUGGUCCAGUCCUGUAGGAAUGCAUCUGUUGCUAGAGCAUCUGGAUCCGGUCUCCAACUGAAGAACUGAGGAAGCUGGGUGUUCAGUCGAGACGCGAAGAGGUCUAUAUUGAAAGGUCCCCAGAGUCGAGAGAGGCGCUGGAAAAUCAUUGGGUGGAGAUGCCAAUCCCCUGCAUCCCGAAGGUAUCGGGAAUUCCAGUCCGCCAUUGUAUUGUCCUGCCCCGGAAUGUAUUCUGCUAUUACCGAAAUGCUGUGUUUCAGGCAAUAGUGCCAAAAAUCUCGAGCCAUCAAUGCGAGAACCUUCGAUUUCGUCCCCCCUAGAUGGUUGAUAUAACGUACCGCUGAGAUGUUGUCCAUCUUGAUUAAGAUCGAGCAUGAAAUGCCUGUUGGGUUUGUACUGCGAAUGGCAAAGGACGCUGCUAAUAGCUCUAGGCAGUUGAUGUGCAACAGGAACUCUUCGUUUGACCAUCUGCCACCGGUGGAAACUGACCCGCAAUGCGCGCCCCAGCCGUGUAAGAUGGCGUCUGACUCUAUGACCAGGUCCGGCGUCGAUCCAAAUAUCGCCCGCCCGUUCCAUGCCUCCAUGUGUGCUAACCACCAGUCUAGUUCCUCCCUGGAGUCUUCGUCCAGUAUGACGCAGGUUUCGUAUGAGUGACCGGAGCGUAGAUAUGAGACUUUGAGUCUUUGUAGGGCACGAUAGUGUAGAGGUCCUGGGAAGAUCGCCUGUAUGGACAAUGCCAACAGCCCUAUGAUCCUCGCAAGUUGUCGGAGGGAAAUAGUCGUACGAUGCAUAAGCCGUCUGAUCUCCUUCUUGAUCGAAAUCAUUUUGUCUUUGGGUAGACACAACCUCUGUUGAACAGAGUCGACUUGGAAACCCAGAAAUUCCAUCUGUCUGGAGGGUUGUAGCAUCGAUUAUUUAUUUAUUUAUUUAUUUUUAUAUUUUUUUUCAAUUCACCAAGAAUCCUAAGUUUUGGAUAAGGUGGAUCGUCCAGGAUAGGUGAAUGCGAAGUUGGGAUUGAGAUUGGGACAGAAGAAGGAUGUCGUCUAGAUAAAUUAUUAAUCUGACCCCUCGUGUGCGCAGGAAGGCAAUCACUGGUUUUAGCACUUUUGUGAAGCACCAUGGAGCGGAGGAUAGGCCAAAUGGCAGACAUACAAACCUCCAUUUCGUUCCCUGCCACUGAAACUGUAGUAGGUUUCGGUGCGCUUCUGCGAUCGAGAUUGUCAGGUAAGCGUCCCGUAAAUCUAUUUUGACCAUCCAAUCUGAUGGUAUGAGGAGGUCCCGAAGGCAAUGAAUACCCUCCAUUUUGAAAUGGUGGUAUUGGACAAACGCAUUUAGAGGCCGGAGAUUUAUUACUGGGCGUACCCCGCCCCCUUUCUUGGGGACCAGAAACAAGUUGCUCACGAAUCCUUCUGUGUCCCAUGGGAUUUGUUGGAUAGCGUUUUUUGACGCUAACUCUGCGAUCUCUGAGAUCAUCAUCUGGUGUUGGCUGGCCAUAUUUAGUUCUCGAGGGAACUGCAUCUGAACCGGGUGGGAGGUUAACUCCAAUAGGUACCCUUGUAUCGUAUUUAAUACCCAAACAUCUGCGGUUAAAAUUUUCCAAGCAUGAUGAAACAAUGCCAGUCUGCCCCCCACUUUUACGUGGGAAAAACUGAGAUAUUCGGUACUCACCAUAAGGUCGUCUGCUUGAAACAGACCCCCCGUGGUCCACGGGAAUUCCAGGGCCGUCCCCGAGAUGGGAAGAAAGGGGUAUAGUGUCUCUCUGGUUAUUAAAGGAGCCUCUGCCGGCUCUAGUUGAGCCUCGAAAUCCACGGCCGGGUAGACUGCUCCUUCCUCUGCCGGCCCCUCCAAAAACCCGUGGUGCAAAUACUCUCUUAAGAGAUGUCUGAGCUUUAUCAAUUGUUGUAAACGUCUUAACAUACAGCCCAAGAUCCUUAAUAAAGGAUUCACCAAAUAGUAAGCCUUUAGCCGCUGGGCCCGGCUCGUUGGUCGCCAUGCUGGCCAGUUUGGGCUCUAUUUUUAGGAGAAUCGCCUCGCGUCGUUCGGUAGCCAUAGCCGUAUUCGCGUUACCUACCAUGUAGACUAAUCUCUGCAACCAGCCUAUCGCUACUUCGAAAUCAAAUUCGCUUUCGCCCGAUUGGGCGGACUCCACUAGCUCAUAUAGUUUAGUUAUGGGUCCCAACGUAUCAAGGAAUUUGUCUUGGCAAUUUCGGAGGGAAAAACCUAAUCCCUUCCUUGGUUUCCAACCAGACUUGUUCAAGAAUUGGACCAACUGAGGGUCCACGUCCGGUGUCUUUUCCACAGAGUCUGGAAGGAUGGGUCGUGGGCAUUCUGCCCGUAACUUAUUGCGCCCUUCCUUAGAUAAAGGCUUUCGCACCUGAAGUGUGAGAUACUUAGCGAUGUGAGUAGGCGGCUCCCAUGCUGCCGAGCGAGGAUGACGGAGGUCAUCUGGGUCAAAUAACGGGUUACCCAGUGGGUCCCGCAAAUGGUCGCCCUCGCCAGAGUCAGGAGGCGCAGCGCCCUGAGCCGUAUCUUUUUGGGUAGUAACGCCUGGUUGGGUGUCAGACCCGGAAUCUGAAAAUUCCGCGCUGUAGUGGUCCAUAUAGGAGUCCUCAUACUCCUUCUCCACACUCCGGUCCGAAUCGGACGAAUCCCCAUGGGCACGUGCCCGUUUCCAAGUUCUGGUCGAUUUUUGCCCGGCCAGGGGCUCUAGUGCGCUGUGGUAUCGCGCCAUCUUUGACAGCCUGAGGCAUGUCAUUCGAUGCAGGCUGAACCUGCAGUUCUGGAGGGGAGGUCACAUGUCUGCCCUUUGCCAACGCCUUACGUCCCGGUUGUGCCAUGUUAGUGGGUACCGGGUUGCGUGUGUUCUGCAUGCUGCUAGUCUGUGUCUGUAUCAAUGCCUCUGUUAAAGACUGAGUGAUAGAGGACCACAUGACCCGCAUCGCAGAGGUUAAAGCUCUGUUAAUGGAUUGUGUCAUGGUAGCGUCCAGGAGGGAUUGAAACUCCUCCGAUGCCAUGAGGCUGGCGUCACCUGUACCUCCCUUGUUAGGGGGGGAAACGCCUGGUGUGGGGCACAUAGACCCUGAAGGGCUGUCACUCUGAUCCUGCAUAGCAGAUAAAAUCUUUAUAGGGAAUAUAUAUACCCUAGUUCAACUAGUGGAAAAUAUUGGGCCCAGUAAAUCAACUAUACACUUGGUACCUAGCAAUACUAAUAGCAGAGUGUUGUAGCCUGGAAAGGAAAACUAGCUUGAGGGAAAUCAGAAAAAAAAAAAGGGUGUCAGGAUAGAUUAAUCCUCCACACCACACUUAGUUUGGUAGAAAUAAGUACAAGAAAAAACAACCUGCAAUAAUAUCCCAGUCUGGGUCUUAGGAGAGUGCUUGGGCGGGUAGGAGAAGCCGGUAUGAGUGGAAGCUUGUACGCCGCAGAUUCCCGCCGAAACCACGUUUAAAAUGGCCGCUGCGAGUGUAAGUUACACUCCCGGCGACAUAAACCAAAAAGAUGGCCGCUGCGCUACCAACUGCGCAUACGCAACCGGACCGCAAGGGGAAAACGAAAUUCAAUGGCCGCGCAUUCGCGGCCGCCCGCAAAACCACGGGAAGACAGUGGGCAUAAACCGGAGGUGCAAAGUCAAGCACCAGAAGCCAGAUGAAUAGCCCCAGUCACCAAACAGGGAAAAACAAUUUAGGUGAGGGCAGGGAGGGAUCACUCCCCUGAUAGCAGAUAGGAAGCACUCUCUUGACACCAGAAGGGUAUACACCACAGAAGACAGUAAUAAUAACAUAAUACUAUGACAAUAAUAUAUAAUAAUUCACAAUCUAAUGAACAUCCAAUUAAUGUGUAGGAAUUAAAUACAAAUAAAUGUAUAAAAAUAUCACAGGAGUAGCAAGAUGAGGUACUUAACUUGUCUGAGGGAGCAGCAAGAAAGAGGAGUCAAGGAACACUACACCUAUAUGGAUUAUACUGUAUGCUGAUUGGUGCUACUGUUACCAGGCUAUUGUUAUGGUUUCUUUUUUCUAUGAUUCUCUCAUACUUCCCUUUUCUUGCUGCUGGGAGUAUAAUAAAGAAAGAGAAUGCAUAAUAGGAGCCUCCGUGUCUUUAAUAAAAUAUGCAUUUUUCCCCAAGUAGUACUUUGAUGUGGGCUGAGCCUGUUUACCCACUGCCCCUUUCUAUUUAUGCUGACUUCUCUCUAACUAGUUGUUAGUCUAAAACCCAAAGCUAUGCUUUUGUCAAAGAGGCUGUUCCAGCACACAGAAGGUGAGACAAGUUCAAUCUUUAUAUAAAUGUAACUGUAAUUAAAUGGUUGAUAAUAUGUUAGAUGUUUACCAUUUGGUAAAUUUGAAAAUUAGAAGCAUUAAGUUAUUGCAAAUGUGCCAAACAUUAAAUGCUGACCGAGCUCAACCAGAGUUGUUGGAAGCACAAAUAAUCACAAUCCCCAAAACAAAUUAACCCCUGAAUGCAGUGAUUUUAGACCUAUAUCUCUGCUUAACGUUGAUAUAAAGAUUUACGCUAACAUUUUAGCGCAAAGAUUGAAUCAAUAUAUCCAUAAGUUGAUAAAUUCUGAUCAAACUGGUUUUAUUCAGAGGAGGUUGGGUUCCGAUAAUAUCAGAAAACUGUUAAAUAUAACUUCAGUGGUUAAAUAUAAAAAAUAGCAGUUUUUGUGGGACUCGAUGCGGAGAAAGCAUUUGACAGGGUGGAUUGCGACUUUAUGUUCCUCACCCUGUCAAAAUAUGGCUUAGGUGAUUUUGCCUCUAAGACAAUUGCCGCUUUGUAUACAUCUCCGAGCGCUAGUGUAAUCGGUGAAAAGUUUUGGUCAGAAAGGUUUGUCAUUUUAAAUGGCACUAGGCAAGGUUGCCCUUUCCAUUAGUUUUUGCUUUAAUUAUUGAACCACUGGCGACAGCAAUAAGGCAAUCUUUAGAUAUAACAGGAAUUGAAGUAAAUCAAAAGUCACAUGUAAUCUCCCUAUAUGCGGAUGAUGAUGAUGUAAUAAUAACAAUAGGAAAACCGUAAAAAUCUUUAAAAGCUCUUCAAGAUAUUAUAACAGAGUAUAGUGAAAUAUCCAAUUAUAAAUUAAAUGUAAAGAAAUCUGAAGCCGUCACUUUUAAUAUGGGACGGUCUAAGAAAAACUUCUUAAGUCCAUUUAAUCCAUUCAAUUGGCAACACUCAAUAACCCAUUUAGGAAUAAAACUGUUUGCUGAAAUGAAAAGACAAAUGACAGUGAAUUUUCAAUCCGUUUAUUCUAAUAUAAUGCAAGUUCUGGCCACAUGGAAAAAACCUUAAUAUAUCUUGGUCAGGUAGAAUAGCAGGGGUUAAGAUGACAAUAUUACCUAAGAUUACUUAUGUUAUGCGCUGCACACCCUGGCAGAUCUUCCCUCCCAUCUAUUUGCUUAAAAAAUUACAGAGGGCGAUUGAUGUAUUUAUCCACCAGAAUAAAAGAAUGAGAAUUAAGAUACCAAUUAUGGUUAAAAAAUUCUCUAGUGGAGGGAUAGCGUAUCCCGACAUUAAGAAAUAUCAGGAAGCCUCCCUCUUGGCACAUAUGCAGAGAUGGGAGGAAGAGGAAAAAAAUAAUUGGGUAUCGAUCAAAGCUUUUUUUUUCUUAAACAAACGCACUUGAACUCAAUCCUUUUUCAAGAUGAUUUAUCCAGUGGCAUAGUGCAUAGUAAAGCCUCGAUAAUAUGGUACAGUCUUAAAAGUUGUUGACGUUGAAUUCUAAAUAUUCUCUGGUUCUAUUUCCUAGCCCGAUCAUUCCUGUCUCAUGGCUGCAGGAAAAGAUUCACUUUCCUCUGCUUGAGAUACUAUUGAAAUUGGGAUGCAGACAUUUAAGGGAUUUAUAUGUAAACAAUGAAUUCCUUGCACUUUCUAUCAAAAUGUUUGUCUUUUGAGAGAUAGGGAUUUGGGUACCAAAUUUUUAAAUAUAAGAAUUUGGGAAGAACUUAAUCAAUCCUGGCCCAUGGAAAUGUGGUCGGGAGCUUUUGCUUCAAUGGACAAAUUUAAUUAAAUAUGUUUCUUAUAGGGAGAUGUAUUUUAAAUGGUAUAUAACGCCACUUAAGCUUUGGAAAAUAAAGAAAGAGGAUACAUAUAAAUUUUGCUGGAGAGGCUGUAUUUAAGUUGGCUCAGCAACACAUAUGUGGUGGUCUUGUCCCUAUAUUCAAAUGUAUUGGAAGGAGGUUAAACUUGGAUUAUCUUGAAUUGUAGGCAAAAAGAUCAAAUUAACUCCAGAAUUGGCUCUGUUUCACUUUCUACCUAGUUACCGCUCAAAAGAAUUAAAAUCUUUCCUGUUUCAUAUUUUAUCCAUAGCAAAAUGGUUGCUUUCUGUAAAUUGGAAAGGAGGAAGGUUGCCAAAGUGGUCAGAAGUGGAAAGGGUAAUGCAAAGAAAUAGGACACUAGAAAGAGAGGAUGGACAUUCAGGCGCUUAUAUAGUUCUGAAGUAUAGAUGGGCUCUGUGGGAUGAUUAUUGUUUGACUCUUGGACAAAAUCCUUCAUAGUUAUUUCUCCUCGUCGGCUCACCUCCCCAUGGAAUCCCGGAACAAUAUAUGUGGUAUGCGUGUGGCUGUGUAGUAUGGGUAUUUUUGGGAUCUAAGGGGGUUGCUCUCUUUUCCAUAGUUAUUCCUCACAUGUUUCUUCUUAUACCUCCUCACUUUUUUUAUAUAGUGUUCCCAUCUUUAGUAUAGAAGAUGGGCAUAUUUCAUAUGGUCUCCCACAAUUUGGGGUUAAAUGGCGACUAAGGUGAGGAGUUGGUGACUGCGAUUAAUAUAGGAUAAAAGGGGAAAUCAGGGUAAGAAUUUGGAAGAGGACAAUUUGUGGAGACUGAUAAAGGGUAUAGGUUAUAAUCCAUACUGGGUCAUUAUAGAAUACUCAUACAAUGUGAAUUGAUAGGUUGUUUGUCAUCUUUGGUGUUUGUCUUUGUAUUUUUGUAAUAUGUGCCAAAGUAAAAUUAUUGUAAAGAAUAUUUUAUGUAAAUUGAGUUUUAUAUACUUUGUGAUAAAAUUAAUAAAAAUAUUAAAUUUAUAAGUUAUUGCAAAUGUCAGAUUUGAUCAAUGUAGGAAAACAUUAGAGAAUUUUUCCAACAUGAAUAUUUCCUUAUUUAUUUUGUGUGUGAAACAGAAGAAGCUCCCUUGUCAAUUGUCAAAUUCUUAUUUAGUAAGGGCAGUAGCCUACUUGUUACUCUUGAUAAUGUACUGUCAGGGUUAUUUACGAAAGUAAGAAUUCAAAGUUGUAAAGACAAACAAAAAAAAAAAUACUAAUUCACCAACACAAAUGCCCAAAUGGGUAUUGUGCCAGGAAAAAGACAUACAACCCUGUAGGAAUGUGCUUGAUGACUAAAAAAGAUAUUUACAGCAUAAUUUAUUAAUAAAGCUAAAACACUCUCCUACCUAAUAGGUACUCAAGUGAGGUGGGUAUAAAUGCCCAUAUCAAAGCUAAAGGUAACUAUCAGGGAUAAUCCAAAAAGGAAAACUAUGAUCGAGGUAUAAUGCCUAGUCUGAGUAGGUAAAGAGGGUGUCAAAAAAAGACACAUCAUAGGGGCGGAGCCUGAACGCUGAACAGAUCAGACGUGUUUCGUCUGAGCUCCAGGAUCUGGGCCAGAGAAUCGGAGCCAACUCUGUGCCACGAGCAGCUAUCGACCAAAAACGGCAACCAAACUGCUCACAAGACAUGGACACACAGUGAUACCACACAUGCUACGGUACGGCACCGAAGUAACCCGACCAAGGCCUGGGGCCUAUGCGAGCUUGAGCCGGGGAGGAACGGCAGCUUCCCCGGGUCUCCGAAUGGCGUCCUGCGCCCCCCCCCCUUUGGACCGGUGGGGGUUAUCCCGGUCCCCACGGGCGACCACCAAGGAAGUCUGCCGAGCCCAAAUACAAACCGGGCCGCAAAGCACAACCCAGACGGAGCUCUCCAAAAUGGCGGACAGCCCGCAUCCACGUGGACAAACAAAGACCCAUCAAGUACUGCAGGGCCCACCAGAAAGCAGAGUCGGUUGGCAGACCACACAAGCCCCCAUGAAGGGCCAGCACCCUACCCUAAGCGGCAACAAACAUCGGCAAGUGCUCGCAGGCCACAAAACCGAGGGUGGGAAACGAGGUAAACCUCCCCGGGCGCCCGUAGUGCACGAACCUUACCUCACGAGCCCCCUCAGAUUGCAGCCGCCCAGAAGCACCAGCCACAACCAUAAACAUCAACCUAAGAAACUGCGGACCCGACAACACAGGGGGACACCCCACAUCAAGAUCUACAACAGCCCCUUCACGGGGAGGACCGCGGCCAUCAAAGGAAGCACUUCCACCACGAGCCGCAGAAGCAGGCCCCCAGGAGUGCCCAAGAUUCCAAGAAACGUGCAACUGGACUCUGCUACUGGGUCCCUUGCGGCCCUACAAACCCACUACCAAGACUAAGCACCGGCUAACGAUGGACGCUGUUCCUGGACUAUAAAAUGGACACUAAAACGCUGCUCUAGCCCUGCACGCACUGACACUGUCGGUACCCACAGACACACACAUGCUAGGACUCGCACAGCAAAAAACCAGCGCACACACAGCAGGCAGAGUAACACAUACACGCAACACUGGACACCAAUUAAGGCAGACACACACUACCCCAGACAACAACAAUGCACACAAGCCGUGACAAACUCCUCGAUAUUACUCAAACAGACCCCAGACCCGUCCAGGGGAGCGAAGGCAAACAAACCCCACACACUCCAGGGUGGCGCCCGAGGUAAACCAAGCCAGAGUUAAACUACUUAGUCCAAAUGACACACUAGAGAUCACACACUCAGUGGAUUAUCACCUGUAUAUCUUUAACUAUAUGUCGUGAAAAAUAUGUCAAACAAAACGUAAUCCUAAACUAUGCCUAUCUUUAUGCUCCAACUGAUUAAAUUGAAAAUGCUAGAGGGAAAUAUGGCGGGAGCACUAUAUGCUUAACUACCUUUCCACUAUCACUAUAAAAAUUGUGCAGACCUUAUAGUGCCAUAUGUGACCUGUAAUGUUGAAAAUGAGCACGUGAAUGCUAUUGUGGCACCACGGCGUAAUUGUGAAAUCUUGCACACAAAAAAUAAAGAAUUUAAAAAAAAAAGACACAUACUAGGUAUCUGGCAGGUAUAAAAGCACUCCAUAACCAUAGGUAAUCUAAAGACCUCUCUAUCCAUUACUACAUACUGACCACUAAGUGCUACCUUAGAGGAAUCCCUGUUACCUCAGCAUAGCAUAAAGCUAAUGCCUACCAACACUGCUAGUCCUAUAGAGGGACUAAAUAAACGAACAAGUGCUACUAACACCCACAACCCAAGUGCAUGGUGAGAAGAUUAAAAUAAAAAAGGAAAAGGCCGACGCGCAUUUCGGCGUAUCAAGACGCCGUCAUCAGGGGCAAAUACAAGCGCUACCCGCAUCUCCCGCUUCCUUAAAUGUCCAAUGUGUGAUUAAACAAUGUUAACAGCUGAUUCCCAUAAUAGGUACUCGCAUACCGUUGGUCCGGACGAGACUCCGCCCACCUGCCAUACGGUAGCGUCCAAUGCAGCCCGAACCACUUCCGCAUAACCCACGUGACUGCUACAUCAUCGCUAGGUCACGUGGGCGGGGAGGGGAAAGGGCGGAAAUCACCCGCUGUUGCUAAACCUCCAUCACUGACGGCCCUAGUGAGUCACAAAGACGUCACUAAGUGGGCGGGAUUACGACAAUCCAUGAGUCCAGUGCAAAGGAGGUGUAGCAUCACUGGAGUUAUCUAUGGAGAUGUCCAUGUAGCUUAAUAAUCCCUAAAUAAUAAGCACUAAACAAAAAACAAAUUAAUAGCUUCAAAAUAAUUAAAUAAUAAUAAUCAUAAUUAACAUUUAAAAAAAAAAACAGUUACUAAAUAGUGAUCAUUAGUUAAAUAAAAGGGGUAUACGAAAACCCCUCAUUAAGACCGUGGAGGCGAUAAGCCUCCCUCUGGCGGAGUUUAGUGUCCCAACCGCUUUUCCGUGGGGGCUGAGGAAUGUGUUCUAACCUCAUAAAGCGUAUUCCCGCUGAGGAGUGAUUAUGACAAAGAUGUAGAUGUCUCGAUAUGGGGGUUUCCAGACGUCUCCUCACCGAAUUUACAUGUUCCCUAAUUCUACAUUUAAAGGGACCACAUGAACAGGUAAGUAGAUAGAUAACCCCAGCAGUGCGGCAAUUGAUGAAAGAACGAGGGUUAAAUGUCUCUGAAUUGGAACUAUUGACGCAAACUUUAGAAUUCUUAUUAAUGUAGGGACAGGUACUACAAUGGCCACAUUGAUAUGUACCAAUAGGUAAGUAGUUCUUAAAAGGUCCUGGUGUUGACAACGAGGAAAGAUGACUAGGGACGAGUAGAUCCCUUAAGUUCCUACCUCUACGUGCUGUGAUAGAGGGGUAUGUUGUCACUACAUCCUUAAGAUAUUUAUCCGAGGAUAUGAUAGGCCAAUAUUUCUUAAAGAUUCCCAUCAUCUUCGCCCAACCCGCAUCAAAGGUUCCUAUGCAUCUUAUCGUAUACCCCUCCUGUUUAGCAAUAUUGUCAUCAAUAAGAAUUUGCGGUUCAGUUAAGAGGGCCCUCACGUAUGCUCUCUUCAGCACCCUAUUGGGAUACCCUUUUUCCCUAAAUGACAGUCUCAAGGUUCUCGCUUUGGACUUAAAAUCAUCUAGGGACGAGCAGUUACGUCAUAACCUAAGGUACUGGCCAAUGGGGAUUCCAGCUUUUAAUGAAGUGGGAUGGUGACUAGACCAGUCCAAAAGACUGUUUGUAGCUGUCUUUUUCCUAAAGAGGGUGGUAUAUACUUUAUUCUCUUCCCCUAUUUCAAGAGAAACGUCCAAAAAGCAUAACUUAGAGCCCCCCAUCUCACUUGUGUACCGCAGAUUAUAGGUAUUGACGUUAAGGGCUUCAACAAAGUCCCCAAAAUUCUCAGAGGUACCCAGCCAGACGACAAAAAUGUUGUCAAUGUACCUCUUCCUCUUGGAUGAAAAUACGUACUGUGUGAUUAAAAAGGAUCCAACCCCACUUUUCUUGGUUGAAUUACGCACCCUAUUGACUGGAGCUGUUGACACAGAACUCAUCUCAAAAGAUGAAUUUGAGUUUAUGAACCCUAAAGAACCUGUUCUGUCAACCUUCUACUGCUUACCUAAGAUACAUAAGUCUAUGUCUGACUUAACAGGUAGACCAAUAGUAUCUGGUUGCGGUAAUCUUACCCAGAAUAUAAGUGUAUUCCUUUGAUAAGAUUUUAUCCCCUAUGGUACAAGGGUUACCCUCACACCUCAGGGAUACAAAACAGUUACUUGGGUUCCUAACCCAGACUGAAAUUCCCAAUUAUGCCAAAUUAUGUAGCCUAGAUGUAGAGGCAUUGUAUAGAUCAAUUCCUCAUGAGCUUGGAAUUGAACACUGUAGAAUGUUUCUCUCACUUAAUCCCAAAUUACCUGAGGUGUAUAUUGAGUUUAUAUCAGAUCUGUUCAAAUUUGUUUUGACACACAAUAUAUUUCUCUUUAAUGGGAAAUUGUACCAGCAGAUGAGGGGAACAGCCAUGGGGACACCAUGUGCACCAUCAUAUACAAAUCUACAUCUGGGCUGGUGGGAGAGAACAAUCAGGGAAGACCCCAAUCUUAAACAGUAUAUGGACCAAGUCCUAUACUGGUAGAGGUACAUUGAUGACAUUUUUGUCGUCUGGCUGGGUACCUCUGAGAAUUUUGGGGACUUUGUUGAAGCCCUUAACGCCAAUACCUAUAAUCUGCGGUUCACAAGUAAGAUGGGGGGCUCUAAGUUAUGCUUUUUGGACGUUUCUUCUGAAAUAGGGGAAGCGAAUAAAGUAUAAACCACCCUCUUUAGGAAAAAGAAAGCUACAAACAGUCUUUUGGACUGGUCUAGUCACCAUCCCACUUCAUUAAAAGCUGGAAUCCCCAUUGGCCAGUACCUUAGGUUACGACGUAACUGCUCGUCCCUAGAUGAUUUUAAGUCCAAAGCGAGAACCUUGAGACUGUCAUUUAGGGAAAAAGGGUAUCCCAAUAGGAUGCUGAAGAGAGCAUACGUUAGGGCCCUCUCAACUGAACGGCAAAUUCUUAUUGAUGACAAUACUGCUAAACAGGAGGGGUAUACGAUAAGAUGCAUAGGAACCUUUGAUGCGGGUUGGGCGAAGAUGAUGGGAAUCUUUAAGAAAUAUUGGCCUAUCAUAUCCUCGGAUAAACAUCUUAAGGAUGUAGUGACAACAUACCCCUCUAUCACAGCACGUAGAGGUAGGAACUUAAGGGAUCUACUCGUCCCUACUCAUCUUUCCUCGUUGUCAACACCAGGACCUUUUAAGAACUACUUACCUAUUGGCACAUAUCAAUGUGGCCAUUGUAGUGCCUGUCCCUACAUUAAUAAGAAUUCUAAAGUUUGCGUCAAUAGUUCCAACUCAGUGACAUUUAACCCUCGUUCUUUCAUCAAUUGCCGCACUGCUGGGGUUAUCUAUCUACUUACCUGUUCAUGUGGUCUUAUGUAUGUGGGGAAGACCUUUCGUCCCUUUAAAUGUAGAAUUAGGGAACAUGUAAAUUCGGUGAGGAGACGUCUGGAAACCCCCAUAUCGAGACAUCUACAUCUUUGUCAUAAUCACUCCUCAGCGGGAAUACGCUUUAUGGGGUUAGAACACAUUCCUCAGCCCCCACGGAAAGGCGGUUGGGACACUAAACUCCGCCAGAGGGAGGCUUAUUGGAUCUUUAAACUUCAAACUUUAUCGCCACACGGUCUUAAUGAGGGGUUUUCGUAUACCCCUUUUAUUUAACUAAUGAUCACUAUUUAGUAACUGUGGUUUUUUUUUUUUUUAAAUGUUAAUUAUGAUUAUUAUUUAAUUAUUAUUUUGAAGCUAUUAUUAAUUAGUUUUUUGUUUAGUGCUUAUUAUUUAGGGAUUAUUAAGCUACAUGGACAUCUCCAUAGAUAACUCCAGUGAUGCUACACCUCCUUUGCACUGGACUCAUGGAUUGUCGUAAUCCCGCCCACUUAGUGACGUCUUUGUGACUCACUAGGGCCGUCAGUGAUGGAGGUUUAGCAACAGCGGGUGAUUUCCGCCCUUUCCCCUCCCCGCCCACGUGACCUAGCGAUGAUGUAGCAGUCACGUGGGUUAUGCGGAAGUGGUUCGAGCUGCAUUGGACGCUACCGUAUGGCAGGUGGGCGGAGUCUCGUCCGGACCAACGGUAUGCGAGUACCUAUUAUGGGAAUCAGCUGUUAACAUUGUUUAAUCACACAUUGGACAUUUAAGGAAGCGGGAGAUGCGGGUAGCGCUUGUAUUUGCCCCUGAUGACGGCGUCUUGAUACGCCGAAACGCGCAUCGGGCCUUUUCCUUUUUUAUUUUAAUCUUCUCACCAUGCACUUGGGUUGUGGGUGUUAGUAGCACUUGUUCGUUUAUUUAGUCCCUCUAUAGGACCAGCAGUGUUGGUAGGCAUUAGCUUUAUGCUAUGCUGAGGUAACAGGGAUUCCUCUAAGGUAGCACUUAGUGGUCAGUAUGUAGUAAUGGAUAGAGAGGUCUUUAGAUUACCUAUGGUUAUGGAGUGCUUUUAUACCUGCCAGAUACCUAGUAUGUGUCUUUUUUUUUGACACCCUCUUUACCUACUCAGACUAGGCAUUAUACCUCGAUCAUAGUUUUCCUUUUUGGAUUAUCCCUGAUAGUUACCUUUAGCUUUGAUAUGGGCAUUUAUACCCACCCCACUUGAGUACUUAUUAGGUAGGAGAGUGUUUUAGCUUUAUUAAUAAAUUAUGCUGUAAAUAUCUUUUUUAGUCAUCAAGCACAUUCCUACAGGGUUGUAUGUCUUUUUCCUGGCAAAAUACCCAUUUGGGCAUUUGUGUUGGUGAAUUAGUAUUUUCUUUUUUUCUUUUUUUUUUUUUUUUGUCUUUAUAAUUUCUAUUAGGGUUACCCCCUGUGUACCAGUACAACCCGGUGACUUCCUUUUUUGACUUCGGGCUUUGAGGUGAUACUUGCUCUUCUUAACCCAAGUCUGGGGUUGAAGGGCGCUACCCAAAUGGACCCAGAUUCUACCUAUAGACAAGAAUUCAAAGUUGCUGAAUUGGGGGCGGGGAAAUUGUCGGUAAGGCCUUAAAUUUAAAAUUGACUUUGAAAUCUCGCUUGAGCAAAUAACCUUGUUUGUGUCCUUAUACACAAAGGGAAAAGGUGCGUUUUAAAUACAGGGGUGUAUUUGUAUGCAGAAGCUGUGUCUGUUUAAAAUCAGGGAUGUGUAAGAAGUGUAAAAGCUCCUUUGCAUACAUUGUGUGUGUUUUUUUUUUAUUUUUUAUUUAUAAAUAUAUCUAUAUAAAUGUAUAUAAAUGUAACUGCGUUUGGGCUAUGACUUUGCAUUGGUUGACCUGUCCAUCUGCACUUUCAUUAUGGUAAAUGCAGGUCCAUGCAGAAAUCAUAGCGCUUCCUUGGCUGCAAAUACCAGAGAUUUUUGCAUAUCUGCUGUGGAAAAUAUGAUUGCGGCGUUUACAAUCCCACACAUGCAAAUUGAAGAUGCAAUAUACUUACCGUAUAUACUCGAGUGUAAGCAGAGUUUUUCAGCACAUUUUUUUUUGUGCUGAAAAACCCCAACUCGGCUUAUACUAGAGUCAGUCUGUAUUAUGGCAACUUACUUUGCCAUAAUACAGACCAGGACCGCCGGGCUCAUUACAAGCCCGGCGGUCCUGUUGGGGGCUGGCAGGGAGCUCCUACUUACCUUCCUGCAGCUCCUGUCAGCUCCCUCCUCCUCCGUGCAGCUCCUCGGUCAGCUCCGUUCUGCUCACAGUGUAAGUCUCGCGAGAGCCGCGGGUCUCGUGAGAUUUACACUGUAAACAGAACGGAGCUGUCCGAGGAGCUGCACGGAGGAGGAGGGAGCUGACAGGAGCUGCAGGAAGGUAAGUAAGAGCUCCCUGCCAGCCCCUCCACUGAACUGCCAAUGCCACUGGACCACCAGGGAUUUGAUAUUAUUUUAAUAUUUUAUUUUAAUAAUAAUAUUAUUAAAAUAAUAUAAUAUUAAAAUAACAUUAUUUUAUUAUUAUUAUUAUUUUAAUAUUUGCAUUAUUUUAUUUUAAAUGUUUUUUUGUUCCCUCUCCCUGGCCAGGCAACAAGCAGGGACAUUUAAAAAAAAAUAAUGCAAAUAUUAAUAUAUUAAUAUUAAUAUUUUAAUAACAAUAUAUUAUUAUGAUUUUAAUAUUUGCAUUAUUUAAAAAAAAAAAUUUUUUGUCCCACCUCCCUGGCCAGGCAACAAGCAGGGAGGGGGGGGACAAAAAGCCAUUUAAAAAAAAAAAAUAAUGCAAAUAUUAAAAUAAUAUAAUAAAUAUUAUUAAAAUAAUAUAAUAAAAAAAUUAAAAUGCCCUCCCCUCACCCAGUUUACACACACUGUAUUAUAUACACACUGCAUUCAUUAUAUACACACACAACACACAAACGCACACACUGCAUUCAUUGUAUAUGCACACACUGCACUCAUUGUAUAUACACACAAACACACACUCUGCAUUCAUUAUAUAUACACACAAACACACACUCUGCAUUCAUUCUAUACACACACUGUAAAUAAAUAUUCAAUUAAUGUAAUUUUAUUGGGAUCUAAUUUUAUUUACAAAUUUACCAGUAGAUGCUGCAUUUCCCACCCUAGGCUUAUACUCGAGUCAAUAAGUUUUCCCAUUUUUUUUGUGGUAAAAUUAGGGGCCUCGGCUUAUAUUCAGGUCGGCUUAUACUCGAGAAUAUACGGUAUUAGCGGCAUUGCUAUCAAGUUUAAAAAAAUAUGUCAAAUACCUUGCAAUGGGGCGAUAGGAAUUCCAAAUCCCUGGCCUUUGGCAACUAUAUUUGCUAAGAUUUUUGAUGGGGAAAAAGUCACGUUAAUUUUAUUUUAUUUUUUUUAUUUUAUUUUAUUUUUAGGGAAAUCUUAAAGAGAAAAUUCAAACAUUAAAAAUGGAGUUUGCUGAUCUUACUCAAAGAAAAUGUGAAGAACAGGAAAAAUCUCAAAAGCUUCAGGUGAGUGCCAAUCCUGUCUAUUACUUCACUGUAUAACAAAACUUCUGGAACUUGACCUUAUGUAAAAUAAAAUGAUGCAGGUUAACCUAGCUUCUCCUUUCCAACAGAAAAGUGUGCAUUAUUGAUACAUAGUAUAACCUCUGCAAGGGCUGAAUGUAGUCAGUUAAAAGACUUGAAAAAAUACCAUACAUGGUGGUGAAUACUCUUGCAACAAUACCAAUAGUGUCCUGUAGUGCAAGUCAUGUAUGGUUGGCUAUCCUCCACUUUCCCCCCCCCCCAGAAAGUGAGUGUAACACUGUAGGUCUGUUUGCAAACUAGAAAGCUACUUUGGAAAUGCAAACUUAGUCAUAAUGCAGAUGAGAUAGAUCUGACCAUUUUCCUUCCAGAAAAUCUGCAGGUUGCAAGAAUAAUUUUAUUGGUUUACUGGUUACCAACAAUGAACUAGACCACUUGUAGACAAUGAUGUAUAGGAACAAAUCAGACCCUAAUGCUGGUUUGUUUCUCCUUCCCAAAAUAAAAUAAAAUAAAAAAAAUAAUAUAAAUAUAUAGCGCACACACUUUUUUUCAGCACAUCCCAUACUAUUGUGAAAUAAGUAUCAGAUAGCAUGGUUUUAUAUUUCUUGGUAAUAAAAGCCAGAUUGGUUUUGAUUCUUAUGUUGACUUUUGUUUUCUUUAAAAAAAAAAAAAAAAAAAAUCUUAACACGGAAUACUCUCUUCUUAUAACUUGAAAAGGGCAGGCAUGAAGAAUUUUUGAAGCUUGAACUGAUGUGAAGUUUUUCCUUAGAGAAACACUGUAAGCAUCAGCUUUUGCUUUAGACUGUUUUGGUGUAUAGAUCAUGCUCCUACAGUCUUACUGCUCAAUUCUCUGCUACUUAGGAGUUAAAUCACUUUUGUUUAUGCAGACCUUCAGUACAUUUGACCUAUAGAUUUCCUGUAAUGAGAAUUAACUUUAGACUUCCUUUUAUUGCACAUUGUAUUUAAAUUAGAAUUCCAUAUCUCCUGCUCUUUUAAGGGAUUUUUUAAAAGUUCAAUGAGCAGAGCAGGAAGUGCAAACUUCUAAAGUGAACAGUUCAUGUUGGCAGGUGAGCUGUUAGGGCCACCCGAUGCUAUGUAUUUCCAGGGGCCCGGUCAGCGCUGCUGCGCUUUAACAGCGAGACUGGGCCCCCUGUGAUUAGUUCCUGUUACUUCCUAGGAGUUUUACUAUCAUAAUUAAUAAUCCCUAUGUCAAACAGGUAUGUAUUUGUGAAGUGAGAAAACAAUUAAAUUUAAAGGUCCACUUUAGGCACCCAGACCACUUCACUUCAGCUAGUUUUAACCCUGCAGCUGAAAACAUAGCAGUUUCAGAGAAACUGCUAUGUUACACUGAGGGUUAAGCCAGCCUCUAGUGGCUGUCUCCCUGACAGCCACUAGAGGCGAUUCUCACUGUGAAAAUCACAAAUAUAUAUUCUGUUUUCUUUCAAAUUUAUGUUUAUUCCACCUCAGGAUGAUGUGGGCCACAAGCGUAAAAUGUUGGCUUGCGAAUUUGAAAGCCUCCGUCAACUUCUGGCAGACAAUGAGCGAGUACUCAAUGACCGUCUGGAAAAGAUGGAGAAAACAAUUAUACAGAAAAGAGAUGAGACCAUAAGUAAAUUGGAUGGGAAGCUUUCUACACUCCAGAAGCUGAUUGCAGAUCUUGAGAAAAAUAGAGUUCCCACUGUUUCUCAAAUCCCAGAGGUGAGGUAACUGCAAUCUCCGAAAUGUCUGUUUAUACAAUGCUAGCCCACCCACCCCCUUAUUCAAGCCUUUUAUUCAUAGUUUAGAAUACAUUAAAAAGGAAAUUACUUUUGUUAACAAUACAAAAUUUCAAAUACUAUAUGAAUUUAUUCAGUAAAAUACUUGUCAACUGAGCUCUUAAAGCUAGUUAAAAUGGCAACUUUGGCUCAGAAGAAGGAUCACGUCUAAUAGUGAUAGAAAACUGCAUAUUUCCUGGGGUGUUCACUAAUCUGGGAACUGGAAAUUUUGAUUCAUAAUAGAUUUUGGAACAUACUCCUCAGUGGUAACAAAACCUCUGCCAUGGACUUCUCGUUCUAUCCAGACCAUGCCAUGACUCAAGUACUUAAGGAAACUCUUGAUAGACUUACAAGCAAGUGAGUUCAGGAAAAUGUCUGAACUUUAUUAAACAGGACAUAGGUUUUAUAACAAAAAAACCAUAAAGGGGAGUAUCAUCAACUACCAAUCGACUAUUAACUAACAGAAUUUACAGCUUGUGCAAGCAUGUAACAAAUAAUCGAAACUUAUCUAGGUGGGGACUUCUUACAAUAAGGUAGUGUCAUCUUAGAAGAGGGGGGACAAGAAUGGUUAUGUGCAAAACUACGUAUAUGACAUGCACGUACGUGCAAUGUACAAGACCUAGUCUUAUUAUUUCAAUAGCCAAAUUCAAAACUACUUAUGUUUGCUAUACUUCCAACUCUAUAACCUUUUUAUUAACAUAUUUGUGAAUAACCCUAUUCUUGUUUUCAUCUUUCUGGUAUACAUUUUGGUCAAGUUGACAAGUGACAUGUUGUCAAAUUCAGCAAUGAAGGUGAAAUUGUGAGUAGGUUAAGUGAUGCUCCUUGUCCUAUUGAAUUCCCUAAACCAGGCAACUUAAACUUUGAUCCCCCUGAUGUUGCCAAACUAGAACACCAAUGAUUAUCUGGCAAUUUAUUGUAUUCAAUGAAUUCUGGGUAUCGUAGGCCAUUAAUGUCUGGGUAGCAGAGUUUGAGAUUCACGCUCUAAAUCUAAUAAAGCCAGUACUAAAGCUAAAAGCGAAAUGAAGGCUUCUUGUUGAUCAGUGAUCUAUAGAUUCUCUCACUGUUGAGGACUGGUUGGAUUGUGGAUAAACCGCUCUUUGCAGUUGAUUGGUCAAUUAACGUUUUUUUUUUUUUCCUCUCCAUCUUCUCUCCACUUUCAGUCAAAACAGGAUUCAAAUGGUGCUGUGAUGAGGUAACUAUUUCAUUUUAACAAACAGGUAUCUUCCUAUAAAUUGAAUAGUGUUGAGGAGAAAUAAAAUUUUGUCUACAAAUGAGAAAUUUCAGCAUUGCACCCACAAUGUAGAACAAUAUGGUACGAGUCUACAAAGUUAGGCUCCAGUCUCUAUUUAUUAUAGACAUAACUCAUGUUUCCCAAAUUAUUUUACAAACACCCUAUGGAUGUAUCCAUGCCAAACUCCUAUAUUAAUGAUAUAUGGCUGGAUGGUAACCUACCACUGAUAAGUGUCCUAUGUCCAGGAAAAUAUAAAAAAAAUAAAAAAAUCUUUGGAUAGGUGUGUAUGUACGUUUCCACAAUAUGUAAAAGUAUAGUCACAAAGACCACUUUAUCAUAAUUAACUUGCUUGAGCACAGUGACCCUCUCCUUUAUAACCCAGCAACGUUAAAUGUUGCAGGUUUCUUUUUGUUUUUUGUUUUUUUUAUAUAUAUAUAUUUUUUUUAAUUGCAGGAUUAAAUCAACCACUAGAGACCCUUCCACUGACAAGCUAGGAAAUCCAUAGGAAUACAUUGUAUUAAACAUUUUUCUAGGGGAUAGCUUGAAUGUGCAUGCAAAUUAGGGCACCAGUACUCUUCCAGUAGCUUUGAAUUAAACCAUCAUGGAUGAGUCCAUACCUCUUCAAUGACACAGUGGGAGGUAGAAGGGUAAGCAGUAAAAACCAAAGUAUAACGAACGUUGUUGCUCUAACAAAGUUGUUGUGGGUUUGUUUGUAUUUUUUUUUUGUAUUUUUUUUUUUUUUAAACAAUCUUCUUUAAAGUGUGCAUGUGUAAUAUAUGUAAAUAUUCUGUGUGUGUGCACUUUCGCUCUUCAAAAAAAAGGUAAAAAUAAGUGUGGUUUUUAUUUCCCCCUCUCCACCCAUUAGACCUAUUGAAGGUGCACAAUUUCUUGAACAAACAGAUCUGCAUAGAAUGAUGGCCUCAAGGGACUAUAUGAAGAUGUUUACUGGUAAAUUAUGAUGAAUAACAGUAAGAUGAAGAAAAAUAAUGUUAAAAUGUCACUCCUAGUAGUGUAGGAAUGGGAAAAUGGUAGAUCCCCAGAUGUCGAACUACAACUGCAUUGGCAUCCUUGAAAAUUGCAAAGCAUUAUUGAAGGUGUAGUUUUACAAUAUCUGGGGAUCUACCAUUUACCCACCCCUGAUGUAGUUGUUGUGUUCCAUAGAUGAUGAUACUUUUCUGUGGCAAUUUUUAUAUCCAGGAUGAUUGGAGGAGGCAUGGUGGCUGCCGCUGAAUUAUAUUUGCAUUUUUAUUAGGGUGGGCUGGGAGAGUAUUUAGGUGAGGGCAUAAUCAAAAUACUUAUUUUUAGCCAUGGCAUUUUUUUUAAUAAGCGUGUUCACAUUUUAAAUAUAGAAUGGUAUAUUCUAUAAAUUUCCUAAAAUAAUGAGAUGCCAAAUUCCCACCAUGACAGCUGCUGUUACUAGGACAAUAAUGCUUGUCUCUUUUAAUUUUCUUUUUUUUUUUCACUUCUUAUCUUUCUCUUCUCAGUUUCUGUAACAUUUGACCAAAAAACCGCAAAUUUCAAUCUUUCUGUUUCUGGAAACCGAAAGCUGGUCAGAUACGAAGAAUAUCCAAAGAACGUAAUGCCGCAUCCUGAUAGAUUUGAUUCAAAGCCUUGUGUGCUUGGGCUCACAGGAUACAAAAUUGGGAAACGCUACUGGGAGGUCGAUGUGGGAGGUGGUAUAUAUUGGAGUGUUGGGGUUGCUAAACAGUCUGUAUGCAGAAAAGGUGUGUUCAAAAUACAACCUAGAGGUGGGAUCUGGGCAAUCGGGUUACUUGGUAUGUUUACAGACCAAUAUUAUGCCUUCACCAAUCCUGACAUUCUUCUGAAUCCUAGAAUACACCCUGUUAAGAUUGGUGUUUUUUUGGACUGUGAUGAACAUUUUGUGGCAUUUUAUAAUGCUGACACCAUGGAGCACCUUCAUUCGUUUUAUUUUGUGCAAACUACAGAUAAACUAUACCCAUUUUUUUGUGUUGGGGCACUUGGAACAGAGCUCAAACUUGACUAAGUAUUUAACCAUGAUCCAUUUAUUUUGUAUAGUAUAACAAAAAAUAUGCACUUUCAUGUGAAAUCAUUCUUCAUUCUUUAUUUUUUUAUUUUGUUUUUAGAAGUAAUUUUAUAUGAAUUCUUCAAAUUUCUAUUUUUAAAUAUUGAAAGUUGUCAGAUGAUUCACUUUAGCUGGCUAUGCAGUUUCAGGUUUGGCAUGUGUAGUCCAGAUUUGAGCUAAUUGAAGAAAAGCAGAUUGCAUUUUAAUUUUUUAAAAUUUUUUUUUUUUGGAUGACUACUUCAGUAUAGUUUUUAAUGUACUUUUCUUACUGCCACUGUAAUUCUAACUGUAGUAGAAAUCACUGAACAAGUUAAUUUUAUCUCAAAUGUGUUAAACUAUUUUGACACUAUAAAAUAAAGCUAAUCUGUUUUACUCCCAAUGUCCUACUAAUUUUCUUAUUUAGGUGCUAUGUUUUCUUCUGUUAUAUUUGCUUGGAGUUAAUUCUCAAAUUAAAAUCCACCGAAGAACUUUUAUGAAUGGAAUUGGGUUCACAUAUGUUUACUUCGUUAGUACCUCAUUAUCAGUGGUAGCUGGUAAUAUGCAUGCAGCAUAAUGGAACUCUGCCUUCUGUAACUUAUUGUAUCCCUCACCUGCACCACUUUGCUUUCCUGAGUGCGGUUUAGUUCUGCAACAUUGUAUUUUGGCAAGCAUUGGGCAGUAAGACAGGUAAACACUGUGUGACAGUUCAUAAGAGAUCUGCUGUCAGAACAUGUGCUAUGGGUACAUAGCUGAGGACCCCUCUGUAACGGACCGUUUCUCUCCCAAGGGGAUAAAAUCGGUUUAGGCGAUAAUCCCCUUUCCCAUAGACCAGCAGCUACUGCAAUCACCAACCUCCUGAACUCCAAACUGCACGUAUUCACCAACUCUCGAACAGCAGACACAGGAACCCUGGAAGCAGCCGAACAGGAAAAGCAAUACAAACGGCUUACACUCCUGGCAGUCAGCACACAAUCCAAUUCCCCCAAUAACGAGACGACACUUCGUUUUGAGGGUUAAGCAGAAUCUGAGGUGCUGGCACACCCAGCCUGGUUUUUAUUACAGUGUUUUCAAAUACAGGACCGCCCACAGGGAGGUAUAAAACAACCAAUAACAUCACAGUUACAUCCCACAUAUUCCCUCCCCUUAUCCUGAGAGGAAACUCAAUUAUACAUACAGUUAAAACAUACUUUCUACCCAACUUUCAUAACUCUAAAACCAUACAUCACAUUCACAUAAAAUUACACAUUCACAAUCAAUCCAUUCAGGGGAACAACAUAUUAAAAAAUGGCACAAAUCAGACAAGGGGUUCAAAAGUUAGUAAAAAGUCCUUUGUGACUAAAUGAAGCAUGGCUUUCCGGCCCAAACCAGUUUCAGAGUCUUCUAUCCUGGAGAUAAGUAAUUCAAUUAUCUCCCAGGACAGACACAAGACUCCAUUAAGCACAUGGUUGAAAAAAGACACAAAACACUUUAAAAUACCUAAAGUCACCUUUUAUACAUAAAACACAGACAUUUCACAUAUCCCCAGAUAGCUCAGGUCUGAGCGCACAUUAUUAAGUGAAUGGCGCUCAGACCGCACGAAUACAGCUUUUCUGCAGGCAAAAAUAAAGUCUUUUAAAAGGGGGCCAUAGUCAGAUGGCAGGAGGCUGGCAACCAGGCUUCUCCAGUGCACAGUGGCGAGGUUGGUUUCGCCACACCCUCCCAUUGAAUCCUUUUUGUGGCUGUUCCUAGCAAUGCUUCAAAACCACCCGGGGAAGACUACUAACCAUUUUACAUGUAAAAUCUAAUUGAUAUAUGAUGUAUUCAAACAGCCUUUUUUUAUAUAUUAAACUUCAACUCAAUCACCAUAUUGGCUUGCUGAGUGUGAUGGAAAAUGUUAAAUGCGAGUGGUCAGAUUCUCUAUCAAUGAAUAGAUUACAUUUCCUACAUUACCGUGAUUGGUCCAGACAUACUGCUGGCCUACCAUCUAUGUCGGUAUCGGCACACCUCAACCGACUUUGCUAAAGGUACAUGUCUUUAUCACAAUUCAUUUCAUUACUGAAAUGGCCUAAAUAUAUAUUUUAAAAAAUGUUCUUAGAAGUAUAUAUCUCUAUUAAAGGUACUCUGUGCUUGCAGAGUUAAAAGGAACACUAUAGUUAUAGAGGGAGGGGGUGGGGAGGACCUGAUACGCAUGCCAGUCGAGUGUGCAUUAAAGGGACACUAUAGUCACCUGAACAACUACAGCGUAAUGUAUUUGUUCAGGUACGAUCUAUAGCUCCCUGCAGGCAAUUUAAUGUAAACACUGUAUUUUCAGAGAAAAUACAGUGUUUACAUUGAUUGAGUGACGGCCACUGGAGGUAUUCUUAUCAGACGGCCACCAGAGGGACUCCCUAUCAUGCAGGGCCCUAAAAAGGCCUUGUACACGUCAGACGUAUUAAAAUACGUCUGACGUGUGCAGGAGAGAGAAGGCACUGUGUGCGCGCCUUCUCUCUUCUGCCUGUCAGCAGAGGAGAGGGGGCGGGCAAAGACCGCAAGCUGUCAGUCAGCUCAGCUCGCCACUGCGCGCAUGUGCGGUAGUGCGCUCAGGACUUCAGAGGGUGGCAUGAAUGCCUCCCUCUGAAGUAUGUGCGGCAAAACCGCGCGUGCGCACAAGGGAGCAAUGACUCCUCCAAAUGGAAGCGUCUGAUUGACGAAAUGGGAGCGAGCAGGGAGCAUUUUGACGAAAUAGGGGGCGCAGCUUCACGAGGCUCCCGGCGCUGGAACCAGGUGAGUUAAAAGGGCUGCCUGGAGUGUCCCUUUAAGCCUUCCCUAUAGGAAAGAAUUGACUCAAUGUAAACAUUGCAGGGUUAGGGGAACUGGGACAGAUUAAGUGGUUUGGGUGCUUAUAGUGUCUCUUUUUAAUGCAUCUGUGAACCUGCACUAAUCCAGGUUAACAAUGUAACUUGCCACAUAUUUUACUAGUUAAUAUGUAUUCAAAAUGCUUAAUUACUUUCAAGUGUGGGUAAAAAAGAACACUUCUGUGGAGUUUGGAAUAUUGGGAUAAGUAGGCAUAAAGAAUGCCAAGAGUUGUACUUUAUUCAAAAUAUCCAAAUUCUGAUAUAAAUCUGAUUUGGCUAGUGUAGGUGUAUAUUCUGAUAGCAGACCCCUUUAAUAUUUUCAAAAGGAUAAAUAUACAUUACGUUUUAGCGGCUGUGAUCAGGAGUGGAGUUAUUUCAGGACUACACCUCAUUGAGGGAAUCAACACAGUGAAGGAGAAGACUAUAUUUAAAAGAAAACUACCACAACAAGAGGACGUAAUCUUAAAAUAGACGGGCAAAGGUUUAAAAAUAUCUGGAAGUAUUACUUUACUGAGAAGGUAGUGGAUGCAUGGAAGGAGUUUGUACAUUUUCUAGACAAUCGCCAUGUCUUACAGAUUUUAGGACCUAAGCAUCCCAAUUGGAUUGAUACCAAACCUCAACAAACACUCUGCAAUCACUAAUCCACUGCGUAGACCUAUCAUUGCCUGUAUUGGAUCGAUAUUUAUUUAGCAGAAUCUUGGAAUGUGUGGAUCAUCUGCUGCAUUCACUAGUGACCAGAGAUUUACAAUUGUUAUGCACAAACAUCCAUCCCACAUGAUGGCUGCCUUUGCAAACUAAUUCAUGUCUUUUUGGUAAGAUGUGGCGUUGCGUGUCUGGGCGCAAUACCUGGUCAUAUAUAAGUAAUAGAUAUUUUCUUUAUUUAGAAAGGUGAGGAAGAAAAGUUAAAUAAUCUUAUUAGGGAUCUGACCCAUGGAAAAAUAAAAUCACACGGAACAAGAAAUAGGUCAGUUGUUUGGGUCUUCGCAUUGAUGUGGCAGGUGUACCACUAAUAACAAAAACCUAAUUCAAACCAGUGAAUUGUAACAAUGACCUAAGAAGGAACAACUAUCCUUUACCUCAUGGCUUGACAUCAUCCCACAGGAGCAAUGUCUAAGAAUUAGAAGGAAGUGCACGGAAGAAUAGUACAUCCAACAAUCUUAUACUUCAAGAAGCAUUGGAAGAGAAGGGCUAUGACAAACCAACUUUGGAAACGAAAAAUGGAUAUAUCUUAAAUAGAUGGGGAAUCCUUAAUAGGCAAAGAUGGAGAAUUAUUUGUAAAUAUUGGCUAAUCCUAUGUAAGGGCCUGCUUUUAAGGGAUAUACCUGUCACUAAACCAAGGUUUAUACAUAGAUAAGCUAGGAACUGGAAGUCUGACUACCCUACCAAAAUAAAGUGCAGAGAUAAUGUAGAUAUUAAAGAAUUUCAUGUGAUAACUGUUUUGAAUACAAGAAAUAAAAAGAAAGUAGCUACUGAAACAGAUGGCGCAAGGGGAGCCUAAAAUAAAAGCGAUCACUUGUUUUACUAAAAGCAUCAUUUUAUGGAUUAAAAUAUAUAUUGGAAGAACACCAGUGCACAAGAACAUAUAAGAACAGUGUAUCUUUACAUUGCAAAGUUAAACACAAUAGUAAUAAGGGUGGCUUAAUUUUUUGGGAAAUAUAGAGAAAGUUUCUCUAGCUUCAAGGGGAGAUGAUAUUGUAAAAAAUUUAAUAUAUUUAUAAUUUUAAUGUUACAACCACAAGGACUAAAUGUGGAUUUGGAAUUGUGCCAUAUUUCAGAUUAUUUUAGGGUUUAAUAAGGUCAAAUUGUGUUAUUUCAUUUUCCAUUUUGUAUUUUUAAAUAUAUAUACUUUUUGGAAUGCUCAUAUGGAACACAAAUAUUCGCCUCUUUCAUAGACGAUAUAGAGAGUUGGAACGCAAGUCAGUUGGAUGUAAGACGUGACAGACUGUGGGACACAACCCUGGAAGAUAUAUAGAAGGCCGGAAAUGAGAGGCGGAGCAUCGCAGUAUAGCGGCAUAUUUAAACAGGACACUAGGUCUAUGCAGAUAUGACUUUUAAAGCCAGCUAUUACUGGCAAAAUGCAAAUCAGGAUAUUUUUACCUACAGGUUAUUUUUUUAUCCCAUUGAGGACUUUUAUCUGAUGAUUUUCUUUUAAAAGUGAUUUUAUUGCCACAUGAUGGCAUAUGCAGAUUUGAUUUCAGGGUGAAACUACCAUCCUUAUCACUUCCACCAUAUAGGUAGAGCACCACCUAUAAGAGUGUUUAAAGUGCCUUAUUUAUGUGCCUUAAUCAGUGAAGGCUUAAACAUUUAUUACAUAUGAGUUUUUGUGCUUUUAUAAAUUGAUCUAUUAGUGUCUACAUCCUAUGUCUUGGAGUGAAAUGAGGCUAUAUUGUUACCAGAAGAGAUUUAUACCAUCAUAUUCUUAUGAACAGAACAAAGGGAUACGUUUCUAGCGCUAGUGAUGUGGGUAAUGGAAGGCAGCUGGAACAAUCCAAAUCAGGGUCGCUCUUGUCUCUGUCAAAGAACAGAUGUAUACAGGCGUAACUUUAAACCACAGGGCACAGUGCGAAAAAUGCCCUGGGCCCCCAGUACCCAAUCCCUGUACAAUCCUAGACAUAAACAAUCCCUGUACAAUCCUAGACAUUGAUAAAUGCAAAUACACACAAGAUAACAAAUGCUAACACACAGAAUGAGACUUCUACAGAUACAAACACUGACACACAUGUGGAUACACAGACAUACAGACAGAUACACAUAUAGACACGUAUACAAAGACACACUUAAUGACAAACAUUCAAAUACACAGAAUGACACACAAAAAGAUAAGUCCUGGGCUCACUCCCAUCACUCCUGGGCGGCAGCAACGACCACAGUACACAUCAGUCCCAAUAUAUACAGUUCAAACAAAACAUUUAUUUAAAUAUACAUAGGGAUUUAGGAAAGAGCGCAGGUAACUUUUUCUUUGGUUUUUACAGUAACACACAGAUACAUAGAGGCACACACUGAUACACAUGCAGACACAGGGAUAUACAGACAGAUACACAUACAGACACAGGGAUACAGACCAUACACACAUGCAAACUGUAAAAACAUUUUAGUCACCGUCCUGUUUCCUACAUUUUAUGUGCAGGAGGGUGACUUUCCUGGGGUCCAGUGGCUGGCUCGGGCUGAUGGGAAUCAAACCUCCCACUCUGACUACCUACUCUCCUCCUGCGCUGCUCUCUUAGCUGUGGGGAAGUGACGGCAUCCUCCCAGCUCUGACAUGAUCAUUGGGGCACAGUCGCGUUUAUAAAGCGCUGCAGCACAAUGACGGCAGGCACCCGGUCGACAGGGUGGCUGGGCCCACUCGACUCCUGCGACCGCCGUAGUGCCUUCAAUGGAGUGUGUAUGCCAAAUAUAAAACGAGAGCAAACACACUCAGUGAGACUAUAGUGGUGGUAUAUGUGAAAAACAAAAAAAGGAAAUGCAUUUACAAUGUGUAAAACAUUCACUAAGCUCUAUUUAAAAGUGCCUGGGUGGUAUGAUCCCCCGCCUGUGGAUAUGAUGUUAGUGUCUUGAUCUGAUGAGGAUAAACUAUAAACAAAACAAAUGCCAAUAUAGUGUAGUAUAUAGAUAGACAAAAAUAUAUCUUAAGAUAUAUUAAAAUGCACAUUUAGUUUUUAUUAUUUUUUAUAUAUUUUACUAUUGCCUUAGAAGACAGUUUGCACCUGUGGGUGAUCAUUGUGACUGAUUUAUAAUUGGAGACUGCUGCUAUGAAUUGGCAUUGGUCUGCAAAAGUUAAAGGUCGUUUUCCUGACACUAUAUAGUCCUUAGGUCCCCUCCUCCCUCAGGGCUGAAGGGGUUAAAACCUCUUCAGCCACUUACCUUUAUCCAGCGCCGGGCUCCCUCAGCGCUGGUGAAUUCUCCACCCCUUUCGACGCCAGCUCCCGAGUGGAGCCGAAUGCGCAUGUGCGGCAAGAGCCGCGCACUCAUUAAAAACGCCCAUAGGAAAGCAUUUCUCAAUGCUUUCCUAUGGACGUUCUGCGUGCUCAAUGCGAUUUUCACAUUGAGCGUCGGGUAAGCGCCUCUAGCGGCUUUCAGGAAGACAGCCACUAGAGGCUGGAUUAACCCUGCAAUGUAAACAUAGCAGUUUACAUCUGAAGGGUUAAAGCCUGGGGGACCUGGCACCCAGACCACUUCAUUGAGCUGAAGUGGUCUGGGUGACUAUAGUGGUCCUUUGAUGCAAUUCCAAAGAAUAUGUUCUGAUUACUUUCAGCUCAAAACUACUUAAUUUAGGAAGUAGAUGGUUAUAGAAAUCUUUCAGAUUACCUAAAACAUCCAUGAUUAAUGACUGAUUUGAAACAUUGUGAGCUGGAGCUGGGCCAACAAGUCAUUUUGUUCAGUUUACAAAUAUAAAAACCAAACAUAUGCAGAUCAGUGCAUCCUCUUAGAGCAAUUCAUUCACAGAUACACUCACAUUCUCACACUAUCACUCAUACAGAAACAUUCACAGAUCCACCAUUACAAACACAUAUGCACUGCUACACACAAACACAUUUCCACACAUAUAUACAAAAAGAUACAUACUGUCACACACACACAAACAUACACCUAAAUACACAAACAGAUAUACUCUGCCACUGAAUCAAACUCGGAUACAUAAAUUCACACUGUCAUACACAUAUAAGGACAAGCAGACAUACACAGAUUAGUCACUCUCCUCUUUGCCUACCUUUGUGCUGGAGAAAGUUGACUUCUCUGUGGGCAGAGAGAUGUUACAGGCUGUGCACCAGGCCUUUCCCCUACCUCCUGUGCGGGUACCUUCUCACGCGGGUGGAAGAGAGAUGACAUUAACUCCUCCCAGUGCUGCAGUGCAAGAAGGGAAUGGCCUGUGCCCUGGUGUUCUUCCAACUAGUUCCGUACACAGGCAGAGCCACGCACUGAGCUCUGUUGAUCUCCCUGUCGCAUGGACCUCACACACAGAGCCGGGCCCCUGUUUUAGCACAGGUUCUAGGCAGCAGCCUGUGCUGCUUUAUGGGUGUAAUGAUUCUCCUGUACUCAGGGUGUGUAGCUCCGUUAGGUCAGCUUCCUCGCUGCUACCAUGGGACUCUGGAGCGCUUCAGACCCAGUUGCCAAAGAUAGCUAUGAGUCUCUGGGGACCUUUUCCACUUGAAAAGGUUUCAGUGGUUAUAGCUCUUUUCCUCUUGAUGCCUUCUCUCCUGUACAGCAGCAGUGAUUAUAACCUUUUUUACGCACACAUUAGUCGAGACUGAAUGUAGGGGUAGAAGUAACUCACUUUAUUGAACACAUAGCACUCUAUAGUUCAAAGAGUACAAAACAAUUGUCCUGUAUCUCACAUGCAAAGAGAACUUACCAACGUGUCGGUACUGGUUUGCCAUUAUGGGUGGGAUGAGUCGGAUAUGUAAAUGGUAUACAUACUCUUUGUAAUGGCACAAGUGAGCAAAAAAUUUUUUUAGACAUGAGCAGGGACUAACUGAAGGGUUAGCUUCCUUUAAGCUUUUGCCCGUUCUCAGAGCUCUCAUACACUUUUUUGUUAGAAUACAUUUGCUUAGUCUCUCCCUAAACUAAAAGGGUAAUCCAAGCGUGGUUCCUAUGUGUAAAGGAAUAUUAGCUACACAUCACUGAUGAGAGAAAUCAAAGGGAAGAGUCAGCGCUAGGCUGCCACAGAAAAUAAAUAUUAUAUACAGUACACGGCUGCACACCUCAAGGAAAAAGGGGAGUCCCCUCUAAUCCCCUAACAAUAGAUAAAACACAAAAUAACACAAAGCAGAAAAAGGGUGCGCCUCAGAACAAAUGGUAGAAAUAAUAAUAAUAGUCCAAAUGACUUAUCAUAAAUCCAGAACGAUGCAAUCCACGCUUAUAGGGAGGACUCUUGAAAUACAAUAGGAUGGAAAAGGUCUUCACGGGUAUGUACUUGAAAUUCAGUGAAGCAUAUGGCGAGAGAGAACACAAAAACAGGACUCCAAUGGUACAGUAUGUAGGCAGAUUAAGAUAAUAAAAUAGUGGUAAUCAUUACUACUCACAAUCUACAGAGCUAAUAUCCAGCUCUGGUUUUGGGUGCGUGAAGUGGAAUGAUCCCCACUCAAGGAUAUGUGAAGUGGUGCUGGUUAACAGGUGUAUAGGAUAAUUCAGUAGUCCAAUAUUGGUGCGAUCUACAUAUAAGUAAUAUUCUUCUCAGAAGUGCACGAUCGGGCUACAUUUAACUGACUCUCACUAGUGUCUGCUCCAAUCACUUCCUGGAAAUGAGCAGCAAGUUUCUGGGUGGAAUUUCCUGUCCCGCAGCCAACGUCCACUGCUAAUUUAAAUGGCUUUCCCGUAAUGUCCAAAUGAAGAUAUCUUACAGACCGCUUCCAGCAACCUAUCUGUGAGAAAUAUAUCUAGUCAGUUAAAUGUAGAGUCAGUUAAAUGUAGCCCAUCAGUUACAUCACUGAUGAGGCCCAAAGAAGGCCAAAAUGAUUGACCUUGGCUGCUGUAUCACUUAUACAGAGAGAACUUGCUGACUGCCUGGGCUGCCUUUAUGGGUAGAAUCAAUCUGAUAUGCAAAUUGUAUAGGUUCUCUUCGUAAUGGCACAAGUGAGCAAAAGCACUGUUUAGACCUUAGCGGGGACUAACUGAAGAGCAAACUACUGAGACCAUUCUCAGAGUUCUCAUACACUGUUAAUUUAAUUAUAAAAUAGCCUUUUUGAUAAAAUAUCUACAGAAUUUCAUAACACAACAUUUUUGGGUAGAUAAUUUCACAUCUUUAUGGAUCUUAAUGUAAAGAACCCUUUCCUCUUCUGUAAUGAAAACACCUUUGUUCCAGUGUAAAUGGGUUGCAACUUGUCUUUUAGUUUAGCACAUAGUGGCUUGUGCUGACCAACAUACAUUUGUAUAUUGCUAUCAUGACCCUUCUGAGACGUCUUUUUUUCUAGAGAAAACAAAUGUGUUUUUUUUCUAGCCUUUCUUUAUAAAUAAUGGUUUUCACCCCCUUAUUAAUUUUGUAGAUCACACUUUUUGUAAUCCAGCAAUAUCUUUAAUACUGGUUCCCAAGGGGGCGGGGCCAAGCCACCACGCUGAGCAGUUGCACCGGGAGCAAGCUCCGAGGGAAAGCCAAAAAAAUUAUAAUUUACCGACUCCUUAUCGAGUAAACUUGAUUUACCAGUAAAGGCUACAAUCCGCAAUUACCAGGGAUACAAACAGAGACAUCCCACAUUCCGAUCGGUACUCUAAGCUGGGAACUCCACUGGGGCCUUCUUGUGGAUGCAUCUAGGAGGAAAUUGAAAAUCUUCCCGCCAAAUGUUCUACAGGGAGGCAUAGGGGGCGGUAGAGGUGCCCAUUUGCCCCCCCCCCCCCUUGCCGGUGAGGGUCAUCCCGGCACCUGCUUACUGGCCUUUGAUUCUCCCUUCGGGUUAUACUGGGACCCUGCUAGUGUCCUGACACACUAAGGCCUACCUUGUAACCUGACUAAAGAUGGCAGACACACUUCGGAUCAGCUUCGGACACAAGCAAUUGGCUGGAGAAUACCCUGAGGCGGCUGGAUGAGACCAUUGUGGUGCUUGAAGUUCCCUGGCAUCCCCACUGUAAUGAGUAAACCUGUUUUUGAUUGAUUUGACUUUUUACCUGGGGUCCCUGCUGUAAGGAAUGGGCACGUUCUUUAGAAAAAUAUGUCUACACCUAACAAAAGGCACAAUAGGAGCAACGGAAAGACAUAUUACCCGCCUGCCCGACCGGCCACCCACCCAGGAGCCCAGCAGCACCACUGGACCCCAGGGAAUCCCCCCAGCACUCCAAAAGGUAAGGAGGCUGGGGGGGAUUAAAUAAAAAAAAAAACAUGUGUUAGUGUUUGAGUGUGUGUGAGUGUUAGUGUGUGUGUGUGUGUGUGUGAGUGAGAGUGUUAGUGUUAGUGUGAGGGUUAGAGUGAGUGUUAGUGUGUCAGUGUUAGUGUGAGUGUUAGUGUGUGUGUGUUAGUGUGUGUGUGUUAGUGUGUGUGUCUGCUAGUGAGUGUUAGUGUGAGUGUUAGAGUGAGUGUUAGUGUGUGUCUGCUAGUUAGUGUGAAUGUUAGUGUGUGUGUCUGCUAGUGAGUGUGAGUGUUAGUGUGUGUGAGUGUUAGAGUGAGUGUUAGUGUGUGUCUGCUAGUUAGUGUGAGUGUUAGUGUGUGUGUCUGCUAGUGAGUGUGAGUGUUAGUGUGUGUGAGUGUUAGAGUGAGUGUUAGUGUGUGUGUCUGCUAGUGAGUGUCAGUGAGUGUGUUACUGUGUGUGUCUUACUGAGUGUGUGUGUAGUGAGUCUGUUUGAUGUCUGUUAGUGAGUGUGUGUUUGUCAAUGAGAGUGUAUGUUUUGUAAGUGAGUGUGUAUGUAUGUCUGUCGCUGAGUGUGUCUCUGUUAGCUAGUGUGUAUGCGUCUGUAAGUGAGAGUGUGUGUGUGUCUUCAGCACUUACCUUUCUCCAGCGCCGGACUCCCUUGGCGCUGGGGAUCCCUCAGCCUCUCAGCUCCGAAUGCGACCGCGCACGCAUUCAAACCGCCCAUAGGAAAGCAUUACUCAAUGCUUUCCUAUGGACGUUCAGUGUGCUCCUCUAGCGGCUGUCAGUGAGACAGCCACUAGAGGCUGGAUUAACCCUCAGUGAAACAUAGCAGUUUCUCUGAAACUGCUAUGUUUUCAGCUGCAGGGUUAAAACUAGAGGGACGUGACACCCAGACAACUUCAUUGAGCUGAUGUGAUCUGGGUGUCUGUAGUGGUCCUUUAAAGGACCACUAUAGUGCCAGGAAAACAUACUCGUUUUCCUGGCACCUAUAGUGCCCUGAGGGUGCCCCCCCCCACCCUCUGGAAAGGGGAAAAAGGGGUAAAACUUACCUUUUUCCAGCGCUGGGCGGAGAGCUCUCCUCCUCCGAUCCUCCUCUUCUCCUCCCCGUCGGUUGUGCGCACGCGCGGCAAGAGCUGCGCGCGCAUUCAGCCGUCACAUAGGAAAGCAUUCAUAAUGCUUUCCUAUGGACGCUGGCGUGCUCUCACUGUGAAAAUCACAGUGAGAAGCACGCAAGCGCCUCUAGCGGCUGUCAAUGAGACAGCCGCUAGAGGAAAUAGGGGAAGGCUUAACCCAUUCAGAAACACAGCAGUUUCUCUGAAACUGCUAUGUUUAUGAAAAAAUGGGUUAACCCUAGCUGGACCUGGCACCCAGACCACUUCAUUAAGCUGAAGUGGUCUGGGUGCCUAGAGUGGUCCUUUAAGUGUGUGUGCAUCUGCAUGCACUGGCGUACAUACCGCGGUCGCAGGGGUCGCAGCCCUGUAACCUCUGCGACCAGGUGCCCACCGUCAUGUGUUGCCGCCCGGCCCGCGCGCGCGGGAGGGGGGGGGGGCACGGAUCAAUUUUUUCGCACCGGGGCCCCAUGGGUCAUGUGUACGCCACUGGCACAACUAAUAUACUAACUGUAGGUCAGAAAACUAACAGAGUCAAACGAACCGGGCUCAGAAACCCAACUACCAAAAUCAGUCAAAACUAGCCAGGUCAGGCAAUUAGAAAAACAAAAAUUAAGGCUAGGGACAAAGCCAGGUCAAAACCAGAAAAAAAAAACAUAGAAACUAACACACUUACAGGCCUAGAACAAUGAAAUCAAGCUAAAUUCCUAAAAUUAAAACAGGCUCUGAUUUCAUAACCGUGUAUCAGUUGUGCAUGCACACUUGAAUAAAAAAUUGAUGCCACAUCAAGGAUGCCAAUAGUAUGAAAAGCAAAUGUUGCAACCUGAAUCAGUACUGACAAGUUUUAGAAUGAUGUGGAUGAAAACAGAAACACCAACGGUGCUACCAAAAUAAUGCGAGUGAUGCAAAAUGUACGCAGGAAUGUCAUUCAUGGUCCAAUGUUUAAGUGCGCAACUGAUGCAAGGGAAUCAUUUCUGGUAGGAAUUCUUACACCUGGAUUGGAGAGCUUAACUCUCGAGAGCUAAUGGAAACUCCAUUUCUUCGACCAUAGUAGUGGAGAUGGAAAACAUACCCAGUGGACCUCAGCUAAGAAGUAUUGUUCUAUACAGCAAGUGUAGUCUAGAAGUACUGAAGCUUGUAAGUUUAUAUGUAAUGGUUGGUCUCACUUUGAAGGUUUGCCUCAUGUGGCAGGGGAGCUUACAAUUUGGUGGGCAAUAAAUGUGCAUGGGAUUUAGGAUAGUACUCAGGUACCUUUUUUUUUUAUGCUUUUGUUUAUAUGUAUGCAUUAGACAAUGCUAUACACAGAUAUUAUAAUAUAUGAAAGUAUUAUUUCAGUUAUCAUAAAAAAAAUGAAUAUUUGCCCUUUUUCAGUCUCUGUCCCUGUAGUUUGUAGUCAUAAGCAGCUGCCUUGCUUAUCUUUUUGGAUAGAACUGACUCUUCGUGGGCAUUAAAAGUUUAACAUUACAUGUCAGGAUUCCAGGUCUAAACCAGGAUUCAUGAUUCCAGGUUUAAAUUAAAUUGACAAUAUUAUUAUUAUUAUUACUAUUGCCAUUUAUAUAGCACCAACUUAGCACCAACUUAUUCUGCAUCACUUUACUUUAUUAUAAAAGGGAGGAAUUUAACAAUAAAUUAGACCAUUACAAAAUAUUACAGGAACAAUAUGUUGAUGAGAACUCUGCUCAAAAUAGCUUACAAUUUAGAGAUACAUUUCAUCUGCUAUUAUAAGCAUUUUAUUGAGUUUAUAGUAUGCUUAGCCAUGUAGAACAUAUGAUCUUUCUGUAACUUUAACACAUAAUGUUAGUUCCACAAAUAGUUUAAAUUAUUAUAACUAGUAAUAUUUUUUUAAGACAUUGCAACAACAGCGGGGUUUACGGCACUCCAUAGACUGUAAAUAACAAUUCUAGUUUGUGGUCUCUAGGUGGUAAUUCACCUAAGAGAUUAUUAGUGCAUUUUCUACAGUUGAUCAAAAUGUUAUGAUUUCAACACACUCUAAAAUGUUUUCACCAUUUUUAAUUAAUUUCACAGCUCCCAAUUAUGUAUCCUUAAUCAAAACCAGACAACCUCUUGAGAGAGCUGUGUUUUAGUGCCAUUAAACUAAGCCUAAAGCCUCAGGGACUGCUUAGGAACAUGUUACAGUACACAUGGAAAAUAAGAACGAACAUGUCUCUGUAGACUUAGUUUCAAAUGCCCUAUUAAAAAUUAAGCAUUACCAGUGGAAUACAUACAAAAUUAGCAUUAACACAUAGUAUUGAAGCUGAUAUGUAAUUUCAAAGUUUGUUUUCACAUAGUUGUCAAUAUUUGGAACAAACAAGGACACCUAAUUAGCUGGUUCCUGGAAAGCUGACCAUGUACUUUGACUCUUUGACUCUAGAUAGCUACAAUAAUUUAUCAGUGCUAUUCCUUAAUAUAUCCCAACAUAUCCCAAAUGAGCUAGAUGUCAUCACCAAAUCCCUACCACCUUCCCAUAAUACAUACAAGACUGACAGGGCUAUUUACUAAAGUGAGAAUUCAAAGUGAAUUUCAAAUGUAAGGCCGUAGUAGCCCAACUAACUAUUUCCAGCUCAGCUAUUUUCACCUUAAAUUUGAAAUUCACUUUGAGUUCACUUUAAAUUCUAACUGUAGUAAACAAAUACUGUAAACAAUGGGGAGAUGUAAUCCCUCUGCUGCCUGAAAAAAGUUAGUUAAAACACAGUUUCAAAUUAAAUAAUAUAUACUUAGAUCAUCACGGGUGGCUCCUUUCCUAUGGAAUACCCUGCCUACCGCCAUCAGACUCUCCCCUAGUCUUCAAUCAUUUAAGAAGAGCCUUAAAACCCAUCUCUUCAGGAAAGCUUAUGGCCUCCCAUAGUAACCUCUACCUUACAUACCUGUCUCUUGCUCUCUCCUAUAGGGCAGCACUCUACUCCCUCCUCCAGCUCUGCUUCACUCCCACCCUAUUUGAUAUUUCCUGUCCUAACGUGUCUUAUACCCCACCUCCUAUAGACUGUAAGCUCGUUUGAGCAGAGUCCACUUCAACCUAUCGUUCCUGUAAGUUUUCUUGUAAUUGUCCUAUUUAUAGUUAAAUCCCCCCUCUCAUAAUAUUGUAAAGCGCUACGGAAUCUGUUGGCGCUAUAUAAAUGGCAAUAAUAAUAAUAAUAAUAAUAAUAAUAAUAUAUAUACACAUAUACACACACAUACACUGUCUAAGUGUAUUUUAAUAUUAAUAUAUAUAUAUAUAAUUAUAUAUAUAUAAAUAUCAAAAUAUACAUAUAAUGAUAUUAAAUAUAUAUAAUAUAAAAUAAAUAUAUAACUACGUUAAAAAUGGAAAAAAAAAUGAAAAACGUGUAAUUUUUUUCUAACUGUAUUUUGAUAUUAAUAUAUAUAGAUAGAUAUCAAAAUACACUUAGAAUGAAAUACAAUAUCUAUCUAUUUACAUAGAUAUAUAUGUAUAUAUCACUAUUUAUACCUAUAUGUAAUUAUAAAUUAUUUUAAAAAAUUAUAUAUAUACAUACGUGUAUAUAUAUAUUUUUUUUUCAUUUUUUUAUUCUACGUAUAUGUUUAUGUAAUAUUUUUACCUAAUUAUGCCAUUUUAUUAAUUAUUUUUUGUGGAACCUGCUUGAUAACCCAGGCAGAAAGUCCAGAGAAUUUAAUUUGCUUGCACUAUAUUUAACCUUGUAACUUUCCAAGACACCAUAAAACCUGUACAUGGGGGGUACUGUUUUACUCGGGAGACUUCGCUGAACACAAAUAUUAGUGUUUCAAAACCGUAAAAUGUAUUUUUCACACACAAACGGCACUUACACUGAUGAUAUAAUUGUUGUGAUACGUUAUACGGUUUUGGAUUCAGGUAAGCAGCUGAAGGGGUUCUAUCCCCUUCAGCGACAUAGGAUGGGGGGCGGGAGGUAGGGGGACACUCCAGGAUUCUCUUGUGCCAGGAAUAUGGGUUUGUUUUGCUGGCACUGGAGAAUCACUUUAAGUCUUAAUACAAACCCUCAAUCCAAAAACAGAAGAACACCCUACAUAAUUAGAAAUGCAGGGGAAAAAACCCCCAGAGAACACGGGGGUUGGUGGGACCUUUGCCUCCUGUCUUUAAUAAUAUUUUGAUUAUUUCUUCAUCAAGGCUAGAAUAUUCCACAAUUUCACAGCAAGACUAUAUUCAUAUUUACAUUUUGAACACCCUGGGAACAAGACAAAGUAACAUGAGAUCAAGAACGGAAAUAAAACAUCCAAAAUGACCAAACCGCCUCAGCCAAAACCUCAGAGUGAGCACCACAAGCUCCUUCUACACCCACGAGGUGAUGGACCCACAAGAUCCACUGUUCUAUACUAGGACCUGAGGCAGGUAUAAAGGUUGAGAUCAAAAGCUUGCCGCGAAUGAGACUAAGUCACUGAGACAUGACAUUGGAGGCAACAGAUAAGGAUACAAGUAGGGCACUUCAAAAAACAAUCAAUGCUUUGAAGGGUGGAAUAGGUGUUACCCCAACACCCUGAUAUAGAUAAUGAAUGACAACACCAGCAACAAAGUGUAAAAACACAAAGUGAGAGUGGACCCUUCAAACAAGAUACAGAUGUAAAAUAAGUAGAUACUUAUACAUAUGUAUGGAUGGCAGGAAAGUCUUCACAAUGCCUACAAAACAAUAACACAGAACAUAGUGUAUACUGUAUAAACAAAAGUGAGUAUAAGCUAAUAAAUGGUUGCUUGUUUGAGAAAGUCCCAAGAGGCGAGAUGAAACGCGUCACGUGACCUGGUGAUCAGGAUACAAGGAAGUGAACUGAAUAUACACACCAGCCAGCAGGACCGGCCCCAGAAGGAGAGAGAUUACACUGAACUGUUAUCAAACUCUGCAUGGUGUGGUGAGCUGCAGCUGGACUGUGCUUUUUACUAUUUGACUAUCAGUUGUUUUUAUUUUUAAUAAAUGUUUUUUGCCUGACACUGGAGUCACAGGAGCAUUUAUCAGAUCCCACGUACCCAAGGGGCUCAUCCUCCCUGGGCGAGAUAGCUUAGAGUGGGGCUCAUACCACUCUACAUUUGUGAGUUGCACUUUUAAAGAGACAGUUUAUCUUAGUUUAAAUUUUAAUAAUUUUAAUAAUUGUAUUGCACUAGGAGUACUUUCUCUGUCUCCCCCAGUACUUUUGUCUCCUUAAUUACAGAUAUCAAUUGUACAGUAUAACAGGCUAUAAGUAUACACACAUAUACACCUGGGCUUGUAGACUGUAUCACGCUUGCACUAUAUCAUCUGUUUUUAAAUACUUCUCAACACUUGAGGGGUUCUAUACAUAUGUAUGCGCACCAGCACUUUUCUGUUUUGCAAUAAAUGGUUCAACUCACGAAUUUCAGAGCCGUGCCAGGCUCUGUAUAGUAAGCCCAAAGGUGCCUAUACAGGCUAAAAGCAAGUAUCCAUGGACCACUGGUAUCAGAUGGAUCACGGGAGAGCAGAUGAAGUAGCAGCAGCAGGUAAAGGUAUCAAAAAAUAUUUUAUUAAAGGUAAAACAAAAUAAGAGUACAAACAAAUAAAAAUAGUACAUUUAUAUCAUUACACUUCAAGAUGGUAUUGGUGCAAUAUGGGUGUGAUUUAAAGGUAUAUGGUUCUUAUCAAUGGGAAUUUGGUCAACAUUACCAUCAGGUUCACAAAAUUGGAGUGGUACAUAAUCUGACAAAUACCUAAUGUCAUCUAUAUGUAGAAAACAUAAUUCUCGCAAGAAACAACAGUAUUCAAAUAAUACAAUAAAAAAACAGAACAGGAAUGUUAUGUCAACAAGACUAUGGGGAGGAAAAGACACAAAGCAAGAUAGAGUAACAAAGGAAAAUCAAUGAUAAAGUUUCAGAAAAGAAGCUUCAAAAAAUAUAAUAGAAAUGAGGAAAAAAGGAGGAAAAUGAGAAACUUCUAUGUUUCACUGAGGGUUAGUUAAGCCUCUAGUGGCUGUCUCACUGACAGCCGCUAGAGGUGCAUCCGUAAUUCUCACAGUGAAAAUCAGUGAGAAGACGCUGGACGUCCAUAGGAAAGCAUUGAGUAAUGCUUUCCUAUGGGCGUUUUGAAUGUGUGCGCGGUUCCUGCAUGCGCAUUCGGAUGUAACGUCAGCAGGGGGAGGAGAGGUCAUCAGUGCCGAGGGAGCCCGGCGCUGGAGAAAGAUAAGUGGCUGAAGGGGUUUUAACCCCUUCAGCCAAGCGGGAGGGGGACCCUGAGGGUGGGGGGACCUAAUGUUUUCCUGGCACUAUAAUGGCCCUUUGAACAUCUUGACUACCUACUCCGGGAAGACACCAGGGCACUCAUGGCAUGACUACUACAGCUAGAUGUAGUGGUGUGGUGAUAUGAUUGUUCCUUUAAUAAAUAUUCACUUUAUAUAAAAAAAUAAGGGAGAAGAUUCCUGUGUGGACAGACACCCUAAUGACAUGUGCUGCACAUGCCUAUGGAUAUUGGUAUUUUAAAAUCAAAGUUCAUUCAUACUUCUAUGCUUAUGUAUUGUCAUACCAAUUUAUACCAAGUUGUGAUCAUUUUCAUUGGCUGAGAAUGUCAUCGGAUAGCUCUUAGUCAAUGAAUAAUACCUAUUAUGCUAUGAGGUAAUACGAUAAUGCAAAUGUAUGAACUUUCGCUUUACCAUAACAGUACAGACAAGAUGGACAGAGACAGGUAAGUGUAAAACUAUCCUUAAACAUUUCUACAUUUUGUCAGCCCAUACCAAGGGGCAUCCUUGCAUGACAGCCAUUUCUGCAUGCUGUAGUGGUUAUGGUGAUUAGAGUCAGGGACGGAACUACAGCACGUGCAGCCAGUGAAAUGGUAUUGGGGCCCAAAAGGGUUUAGGGGAGGCAGUGCAGUGAGGGCCCCAGCAGAGCUGAAUACAUACCCAGCACAGGUCCCCAUGGAAAUAGGAAUGAGAGGAUUCUAAGCUAGUUGCUGUCUCCAUCUAGCUCCACCCUUUCUCACUCCAGAAUGCAGGCUGCCUUCCUUGAGGAAUGAUGGUAGAUGAAGAGUGCAUUGGGAUUCUACCGAUAGAAUCCCAACGCCCAUUUAUUACAAUUGCUCAUGACCUGAUCUCCAUAGUAGAGGUGACUGAUGUACCUUUUUGUUGUUUCAAUCUAUUCUUUCAAUAAGCACACUUACUGGUUUUAAGAAAAGCAUUAUGUGCAUACCAAACACUCCUGUAAAUAUGGUUUCAACGCAUUAGUUUCUAGUAAAUCCAGAGUGAGCUAAUGCAGAAAAUUCCAUUGAACUAAAUAAAAGAUCAGAUUUAAUUUGCUUUGCUGGCAAAUUUCUCUAAAAGUGAAGUCAUUACUUCAAACACUUAGUAGGCUUAGACGUAAUCAUUUACCACGCAUAAGAUUAGAUGAAAUCCAAGGGGCUAGGAAACUAGAAAAAGUCUUGUAAGGACUUCUUUUAGAGAUGGGCAAGCUAGACAGCUAUUCAGAUCGAAGCACUUCUUACUGUAGCUAAUUCUUUGGCCCUGAGUAAAUAUAUUAUCUUUUGGGGUUAUUUAUUAAAGCAGCAGUAGACAGCCUUCGGCACUCAAGAUGUUAUGGAUAACAUUUCCCCAGAUACUUUGCCAGCAUUAUGGUUGUAAGAGCAUUAUGGGACAUGUAGUCCAUAACAUUUGGAGUGCUGAAGGUUGCCUACCGCUGUACUAAAGUGAGAAUUCAAAUUUAAGGUCAAAAUAAUCAAUCUGUAAAAAAGUGAUUCAACUACCACAUUGUAAAAAAAUAAAUAAAAUGGCAUGACAUGAGCCUCUCUAAUAAGAUGUUUAUCUCGAGAGAAAUAAACUUUGCUCACAAUCUACAUGGGUGUAUAGAAGCUAAAGAAAAACCUUGGGGAAACUGUUCCCAGAUGACCAGAAUCUUGCUAUAUCUACAUUCUAUCUCAGAGCUGACCUUGCUAAUAUUACAAUAACGAAAAUAACCCAUCAGGUAUGUGUUACCCCAGCUCCUCAAAUUUUGAUCUCAGAUACCAAUCUUAGCACAGGUUGUUUUCUUACCGUGGCUAGUAUUUUUUAUGCCAUAUUUAAAUAAUUUAGUAUAUUUUGUGCCUUUGAGACAAUUCUUAUUUCCUCAUUUCUUAUUUUACACGAACUAUUUUAGCUAUUUAUUACAAUGCUUGCUGUGGAUGUACAGAAACAACUUACACUUACAACUUACAGCUAAAUAAAUAAAAUUAUUAUAUAUUAAUAAUAGAAAUGUAAAAAUAUUUAUGUUCAUUCAUCUUAUAUUUCGAGUUGCGCCACAUUUAAAUAUGUAUUCUGCAUUGAAGAGAAAUGAAUGAACAAAUUAUUUUAAGGUAUUACACUGAUAUUGUUCAUUUAGCAAUGCUUAAAAGAAUCAGGUUGCAUUUUUAUUGCCCUGCAUUGUGACAAAGUUGAUACAAAAAGUCACAUUUUGGUAUAGAUCCAGACUAUAGUUUCCUAAAUUUCAUAAUUUACAAAGUAUUUAUUUUAUUAAGCUGAGCCACAUUUGUGUAUGUCAUAUAUACAAAGGUACUGUUAUGUUAUCAAACAGGUAAUAUUCCAAUUAGACAAUCCUGAUUUAUAAAUUAUGUAACCAUUUUAAAAAAUUUUUUUUUACUAAUUAAAUCAACUAUUAUUUAAGCCACAUUAUAUUCAAUUUCUGUGAACUAAUACAAAAUUAAACAAUAAAUUAGUAUUUUAGAGUUAUAGAACAAUUGUAUACAAAACCCUAACUGACAUUAAUUAAUAUGAGCAAUAGAACUCUCAAAUGAAAAAUUAUGAUGAACAAUAUUUAAACAUCAUCUAAACCAGAAAAGGAUUUUUUUAAAUUUAUUUUUUUAAAACUACUGAUUAUUAAUAUGGGUUGUUUAACUAAUUAAACGUUUAAUUUUCAAAAAAAAAAAUUGGGAAUAUUAUUGACAAUUAUUGUCAUCAGUCAUUGAAAUUAACAAGAAGCAUAGUAUAAAACCCUUGGGAUAUACUUUUGAAAUUUCCAUGAUUAAUUGGUUUUCAGUGUUAAUUUAGUUCAAUUAUGUUAUAAAGCAGUUCUAUUUUUUAAAUAAGCAAUUCUUGGAAUGGUGACUUGAUUUAUUAACAGUUAGUAAUUGUUACUUUAUGUUAUUUCACAUACUAAUGUAUGAUUGAUGAUAUACAAUUUAAAGGACAACUUUCGCCUCAAAACAAACUAUUGCAAUAUAAUAAUCCUUUCAUCAAGUUUCAAAACCAAGUUAGUCUCUAUAUUAUCUAAGACCACAUAGACUGUCAGUUUUCACACACUGUCUGACUCAAAGAUCCUGUUAUAUUUUUUUUUACAUGUAUUUCUUUUAAAUCUAUUUCCUUUCAAAAUGUGAUGAAAGUCUUAUACUAAAAAUAUAGUUUUGAGGUGACAAUUAUCAUUUAAGUAUCUACUAACUUACUGCAUUAUUAUCUUUCUAUUUUUGUAUAUUAUGUAUGUACUAUCAAAAUCCAUAAGACCUUUGUAGUAAUUUACAAAUUAAAAUAUAGCAUUACCUGUUUUAUAAACAUAUCAGUACUUUAUUUCCCGUUAGGAUAUAUAAAAUACAUUUAGGACCAGAGUAAAAUAGGCCUUGAUAAGACCAAACAGCAAACAGUGGAUAAACAUUUUUCCACUUACCAAUGCAUUAUUAUGCUUGACCAAUGUGAAUCUUGUAAACAAAUUUAAAUAGGCCUAUGUGCAGCAAUGUUUCUAUAUGAGAAUCAAUAACAGCACUUCAGUGCUCUAUUUCGGUCUCUCUAACAGUCGUUAGGUGUGUUCUCUGACAUUUAAGAAUUGCUGUUCUUUGUUUGAUACAGAGCGCUUUAGUUUAAAGGACCACUAUAGGCACCCAGACCACUUCAGCUUAAUGAAGUGGUCUGGGUGCCAGGUCCAUCUAGGGUUAACCCUGCCUGCUGUAAACAUAGCAGUUUCUGAGAAACUGCUAUGUUUACAAAUGGGUUAAUCCAGCCUCUAGUGGCUGUCUCACUGACAGCCGCUAGAGGUGCUUCCGCGCUUCUCACUGUGAUUUUCACAGUGAGAAGACGCCAGCGUCCAUAGGAAAGCAUUGAGAAUGCUUUCCUAUGGACUGGCUGAAUGCGCACGUGGCUCUUGCCGUGCAUGCACAUUCAGGCAAUGACGUCAGAAGAGGGAGGAGAGUCCACAGCGCCGAGGGAGCCCGGCGCUGGAAAAAAGGUAAGAGAUUAACCCCUUCCUCACUCUAGAGCCCGGCGGGAGGGGGCCCAGAGGGUGAGGGGGACCCAAGGACCCUAUAGAGCCAGGAAAACGAGUAUGUUUUCCUGGCACUAUAGUGGUCCUUUAAUAUUGGACAUUAAUUUUGAAAAAAAUGUACUUUAUGUUGUAUAAAUAUCCCCACUAUUCACACACAAUUCAUUAAAGUUUUUGUUAUGAACAGCAAUGCGUCACAUAUGCAAUAGUAUAACUUUUGACUGUACAAAAAUAUACAUACAUAUAUUUUUCCUAUGCACACUGUAUUUUAUUUAUGGUUAUUAAAAUUAUAAACUUCAGCAGUUAAUUUCAGCACUGAAUAUUUCUUGAAAAGCAACAUUAGUUAAUGCCUUAUAAUGAACUCCUGAUUUUGUCUCCUAUAUGACAAUGGUGUACUUUUAGCAUAUCAUAUUUUCUACUGGUAGUCCUAAGCCUAGGAUUACAGUUAAAGGGACAUACAAGAACUAUAACCACUACAGCACACUGGAGCUCUAUAGAGGCAAAUUUCCCAGCAUCCAGACAAUCUUUUUAGUUUGCCAUUAUGCUUCAAAAGCAGGGUCGAACUGGGACAAAAAUUCAGCCCAGGCAUUUAAAGGCAGAGCAGCCCUAGGAGGGGCUUGGCCCAAGAGGGUUCAUAUUAUGUCAUCACCAAUAACAUUCGUGCCUCUCCAAAGUGGGUAUAUUUGUUUAAUACCCCUCAGGGCAGUCCAUAUGUAGCGUGGGGUGAUAGGCAAUGUGUGUGUGAGAGGGAGACGAUAGGGGAUUUCGUGUGAGGGUGGAAUAAGAAAUCUAGUGUGUGGAAGGGGGAAAUGGGGCUGCAGGGUGUAAGAUGGGGAAAUGGGCUGCAUGAUGUGAGAAUGGGGCAUGGGGCUGCAGGGUGUGGGAAGGGGUACACAGGGCUCCAGUGUGUGGGAAGGGGGAUCUGACGAAAGCACCUUCGUCACUGGGAUUUGGAGAGGCCUGCUUGCCAGCCUCUUGCCCUGUGACUAUGGCCCCUGGGAUGUAUUGCCCUUUAAACACUAUAUUUGGGCAUACUGGAUUUUAACACACUGUUUCUGCCUCUUUAAAUUAUAUGGGAACAGCUUUGCACGUUUGAAGUUGCACUUUGGAUACAGCCGAAGUAGUCAAAGUGGCCGCCAUUCGACAUAAGAACAUGUGGCAGUGGCCAUUUUAAUUCAGUCUAACGCGUUCAGCGUUGUUUGGUCGUCGAGUUCAUGGAACUCAAAUAGGACACGCGAUGGCACGACCACCACUGAAACUUUACCUUCUCUGAACUUCAACGCUUCGACUGGAGUCGAACGCUGUUCGACAAUUCGAACGGCACUUUAACAUUGACAUUUGCACAAACGUUGACGUUCAUCUGUUUGAACUGCAGUUAACAUUGGAAAUAGACUGGCCGCACAGCCAAAUUCUCUGGAACUGUUUUGGGCAUGAAAUCAUGCGGACGGCGAAACCCCAAACCAAGCUGCGGCGGUUUGUGGGUUGGCGUUGGUUAUGGUGUCGAGUGCAGUGCUGAUGGUCCUUGGCGAGCACUAGGAGCAUCUUUCGACGGAGGCACCCAGUCGGGGUGGCAGGCGUUCCGUCAUAGGGGACAUGGGGCUGCAGGGUGUGGGAAGGGGGACAUGAGGCUGCAGGAUAUGGGAAGUGGACAUAGGGCUGCUUAGGGGACACAGGGGCUUUUGGGUGAGAGAUUCUCUCAUGGGGCUUCAGGGUGUAAGAGGGGAAAUGGGGCUGCUGGGUGUGAGGGUGUCAGGAUUACUGUUUGAUCCAGCACGUAGAACUGUACAGCACGGAUGACAAAUAAGUAACGUAUUACCGUUCCUUAGAAUGGCCGGGUUUAACGCACAAAGAAUAGUCAAAAAUACUAGCCGAGGUCAGGGAACACAGAAAGGGACACAGCGAUGAGGAAAGCCUGGAGUCAGGAUACCAGAAUAUAGAGAAGUCAAUAAACAAAGCCAAAGUCAAAAACCAGGUAGAAAACUAAACAGGAACGCGCUCUCGGACAACCACAAGGGAAACCACGACAGGGCACUGAGCAGGCUGAGAACUGGGCCUAAAUACCCCUCCUUUAGUUCUGAUAGGCUGUAACCGGCCUUUGACCCCAAAGUCAGUUACCAGGUUUCAUUUGCAUAAUUGCUGCUCAGCAUUAACCCUUCUGUGGAUUAGGUUGCUGCUCGGCACAACUUUUCCUGUGUGGACAGUAAAUGUCAUUAACCACUUUUCUAUAAGCGGAUGAAUACAUGACACCAGGUUUCAUUUGCACAAUUACUGCUCAGCAUUAACCCUUCUGUGGAUUAGGUUGCUGCUCGGCACAACUUUUCCUGUGUGGACAGUAAAUGUCAUUAACCACAUUUCUAUAAGCGGAUGAAUACGUGACAGAGGGAGAAAGGGGCUACAGGGUGCAAAAGGGGACAUGGGGUUUCUGUAUGAGAGAGGACAUGGGGCUCGGGUGAUAGGGGGGCAGGCAACUGCUGGGUGAAAGAGGAAAAAUGACUGCUGGGUGAGAGGGAAGCAGGCAAUUGCUGGGUGCGAGGGAGAAAAGGACUGCUUGGUGAGAGAGGGGACAAUGGAUUCUGGGUGAGAAUGGGGGACAUGGGGUGCUGGGUGAGAAGGGGAGAGAGGGGCUGCUGGGGGAGAGGGGGAACAUAGGGCUGCAGGGUGAGAAGGGGAGACUGGGUAUGAGAGGUGACAUGGGGAUACUGGGUAUGAGAGCUGCUGGGUGAGAUGGGGGACAUGGAGCUGCUGGAGGAGAGGGGAGACAGGGGCUGCUGGGGGAGAGACAGAGGAUGCUGAGGGGGAAACAGGGGCUGCUGGGUAAAAGGGGGAGAUGGGCUGCUGGGUUGGGGGGCAGAGGCUGCUGGGUGAGAGGGGGAGGCAGGGGUUCAGGGUAUGAGAAGGGACAUGGGGCUGCUUGGUGGGGGUACAGGGGCUGCUGGGUGAGAGGGGAGACAGGGGAUUCAGGGUAUGAGAGGGGAUAUGGGGCUGCUAGGUGGGGGGCUGGGGCUGCUGGGUGAGAGGGGGAGACAGGGCAUUCAGGGUAUGAGAGGGGGCAUGGGGCUGGUGGGUGAGAAGUGGGACAUGGGGCUGCUGGGUGAGAAGUGGGACAUGGGGCUGCUGGGAGAGAGGGGGAGACAGGGGAUGCUGCGUGGGGGCAGGGGCUGGUAGGCAGGGUUACAGAAGGAGAAUGCCAAUCCUAGAUCAUAUACUUGGGGUCAUGGCAAAAUAAAAUCUGUUUAAACAUAGAAACCAGGGCCAGCCCAUCCAUAGACCCAGCUGAAGCCACGGCUCCAGGCAACACUCUGACAGGAGCUGCAUCUUGCCGUCCCUGUCAUAAUCUAAAACAGGAUUACCCAAACCUUUGGCGGUGGUGCAGAAGCACCGCACAGGUUGGGAACCUGUGUGAGGGUCCAUCAGGUUCACCAAGCCCUUAGGGCCACCCAAUGGACAGUGCUUCAGUAACAAUUAUUUAAAAGAGCACUCUGUCCAAAUGGGCAACUCCCUCACCAAAUAUAAUCACUGUUUAGAAGAUAUGCCACCAAUGAAUUACAUGAAUGAAUUUUUCAUGCAUGUAUUCAUUGGGUGUAUAUCUUAAAGAAACUUGAAAAGAUUGUUUUGUUGGGCUAGAGGCGCUGAGUACUUAAAAGAGGUAUGUCUGGUGCAGCCACGGACGUCCGCUACUGCCCCGGACAUAGGGGCAUCAAACUCCAGGCUGCAAAAGCUCAAGCUACGCCACUGACUCAUGGGGUUUAUUUAUGCAAGCAGGAUAGAUCAGAAGCAUUCACUAACAUUAUGUGAGGGUUCUACUCAUGGGGUUAAUUUGCACAAGUAGGAUAGAUCAGAAGCAUUCACUAACAUGAGUAUGAAUUGCUACCACUGUGGAUCACAUUUGACUCUCCUGUGUGAUCCACAAUGGUGGCAAUUCAUACUCACGAAUACCCUCAGAAAUGAUGCACUGGCAAAAAGGGAAAAUUUGUGGGAAAAGAUACUUACAGUUAAUAGGACUCUAGAAGCAGUGAGGAAACCAGAUUAAGGGAAGACCAUGUGUGGCAAUUAUCUUGGGCCCAACCCAGCUCUUUUCCAUGUUACUUACCAGUGUUUAAUGGUGUUUUUUAUUUCUUGUGUCACCCUGAAGCUGCUAUUCUGCUAUCAGUAAAUUUGUUUUCUAUUUUCUUCAUUUUCAAAGUAUGCAGAAGAGUAAACAAAAAUUACAAACAUAAUUAUACUUAUGAGUGUGUGUGGCAAAUUAGCCUCUUUAAAAAUAUUUUUUAAGAGGGAGGAGAACAUAAGGAUAACAAGAAAAAAAUAAGUAGGAAAGAAAAAUGACUAGAUAGAAAAGGAGAAAGAGAAAGGGGGACAGAGAAAAAAGUGGAGCACCAGACAAUGGGUAUGGGGGGAGGUCAUUAAAAAAUAUGGAAUGAGUAUAUCUAAAAUGGAUUGGGAGGAAGUCUCUGGUUAGUGACAAAACCUUCAAGAGGGAUGGAUAGUUUUGAGAAUAUCAGGGAUCUGUUUCAUAACCCAUAUGCCCAGAUAUAGCUAAUACAUGCUUGAAUAUGUUCAUAAUUAGGAGGGAAAACUUUCUGAUCCUAGCAACUGUACAUAUUUUGGGAAUGAGUGUAUUGGCAUGUUUUUGGAGUUGCAGAGAAUUUUAAUUUCACUUGAGAAGGUCAAUCAAUAAGCCAAGGGCAAGACUUGGAUGAAGAAUAGAGCUCAGCAUCGGAAAUAAAAUAUUUUUUCUCUCAAUGUAAUAUUUUCUUUUUGUAACGACAAAACAUUUUUCAAAUUAACAGUUUCAUUUAAGUGGUAUAUUCUAUAUUAUUUUGCACUUUGGGGAUUUUUUUUGUAGUAUGUUGUGCAGCGCACAUGUUGGUUACUUGGUUUCAAUGAAGCCACAUUUAUAGCUAAGCUACAAGCGUUUAAGUGUGCUCUGUUUUUUUGGAGGGGAGUUUAAAUUAAAUUUUUCUUUAUAUAAAUCAGAUUUGUCUGCUAAUAUAUGGUUCACAUGUAAAGUGUUGUUUGCUUUGCAUUAUAGGAGAACUGUAAAUGGCAGGGUGGAAUAAUACACAUUUCAAGGAAUUUAUUCUUCUAGGACUCACUGAUAACCACAAACUAGAGAUUAUACUUUUUAUUAUAUUCCUUAUUUUUUAUAUUGUCACCUUUCUAGGUAACAUAGGCAUCAUAGUGGCCAUCAGAGCAGAUUCCCGACUCCAUACACCUAUGUAUUUUUUUCUCAACAACUUGUCGUUCUUAGAUCUUUGUUAUGCAACUAUCAUAACACCAAAAACACUGGAGAACUUCCUCUCAAAAACCAAGGCCAUCGGUUACAAUGAAUGUGCACUACAAAUGUUUUUUUUUGCUGCCUCUGUAACUACUGAAUGUUUCUUAUUAGGAAUAAUGGCCUACGAUCGCUACGUAGCAAUAUGUAACCCAUUGCUGUACUCUGUUGUUAUGAGUAACAAGGUCUGCAUCCAGCUUGUCGCAGGAGCUUAUACUCUUGGCUAUUUAAAUUCAACACUUCAUACCAUUUGUACCUUUCGACUACCUUUCUGUAAAACCAACAAGAUUAACCAUUUCUACUGCGAUGUGCCUCCACUCUUGAAGCUGUCUUGUGUAGCUACAACCAUGAAUGAAAUUCUGAUGUUUAUAUUUGGAGGAUUUGCUGAAACAAGCUCCCUUUCCACAAUUAUUGUUUCCUACAGCUACAUUAUAACCACUAUACUGAGGAUUCGCUCAUCAGAAGGAAGAAAAAAAGCUUUUUCUACAUGUGCAUCUCACUUAGUGGCGGUCACAAUAUUCUACAGCACUAUCCUUUUUAUGUACCUGAGACCUACCUCUACAUAUUCCAUGAGCCAGGAUCGAGUUGCUUCUGUAUUUUAUAGUGUUGUUAUUCCAAUGCUAAAUCCACUUAUCUAUAGUUUAAGGAACAAGGAGGUAGCACAAGCCUUGAAAAAAAUCAAAGAUAAAUAUUGUUGUAAAUAAUAAUGUCAUUUUUUUUUUUUAAUAUAGAAUACAUAUCUAUAUCACAGGAAAUAUGAUGUGAUGCCGAUACUAGUGGAUCUUUCCUGAUUGAUUAAAAAGUCUACUUAUGUGACAGUUCUUUAUGGUUUAUAAAUACAAUAGCUUAUGCUGCCUGUACAAAAGGAUACGUUUCAUCAAACUCAGAAAUAUCAUUUGAGUUGCAAAGUGGACUAGCUGGACUAGAGCUCACAAACCAAUCAUACAAAAAUAAUUAAAUUCAAUCAUUUUUUUCGCUAUCAAUAAUUUAGGCGUGAAAGAAUUUAUAUUUCAAUAAAUUUCACUAUUUUUUGAACUGGCCUUUUAAAAGAUUAUGGUGACGUGUGCAAUAAAGAUUAUAAUGCUAACAGACAAACUAUAAUUUAAACUGUGUUAUUGAGAGAGCAAGGAUAAAAAAAAAGGUUUUGGUAAAUUUCAAACUAACCUUUCUAUGUCAUAUGGAAGAAAAUGCCACUUUUUGCAACAGCCUACUUUGGUUAACAUGUGUUAUCGAAAUACUUGUUACUGGUAUAUCUGUGUAUUCCAUUGGUAAAUGAAUAGAAAAUGUUUGUAAUGUAGAAUAUUAGAAAUUUUAAAGCUGUAUUACUGGCAGUAUAGCUCCGUCUGCCUCCCCCUCCUUUGCGCACCACCCACUUAUCUUAUCCCAGCGCCGAUGUCCCUUGUUGCUGGCUCGCGGCUCCGCCUCCUUCUCUUCCCCACGAUGAGCAGGGGGCUAAUGCGAAUGUGCGGCAAAUGCCGUGCGCAUAUUAGAUCUCCCCAUAGGAAAGCAUUGAAUCAGUGCUUUCCUCUGCGGACAAAUCUGAUGCUGGAUGUCCUCAUGCAGAAAGUGAGGAUGUCCAGCAUCAGAUACCAGAGCAAAGGUCCAUUUGGAUGCAGGAAGCGACUCCAGUGGCUGUCUGGGAGACAACCAUUGGAGGCAGACUUAGUGCUGCAAUGUUUAACAUUGCAGCACUAAGUGCAAUAGGGACACUGUACCCAGACCACUUCAAUGAGCUGAAGUGGUCUGGGUGCCUAUAGUAUUCCUUUAAAAAUAUUAUGGUUAUAGCAAUCCAUAGUUAGAAAACAAAUCUCAUAGAAUUUACAAAAUGGAAAUUAAUCACUUAUAGGUGUGACAGCUUGUUACAUAAACCAGUUCAUUUUGUGGGUGGUACCAAGUCUGACUUUUGCAGUCAUUGUUCAACAUAGCUUCAGUUCAUAUUUCUAGCUGAAUCUUAAUGUGCAACUAAGAUUAAUGCAAACAAUCCACUUUAUUAUUUUCAGAGAGGCCAUGAUCUUAAAGGACUUUUUAAAAAAAAAAAUAUUUUGUUUUUUUGCAGUGCAUGAGAGAAUUACAGCAAGCCUGAGGUACCCCAACGGCAAUCCUCAGGUUUAUGGACACGUUUUACAUUUGGGUUGAACGGGGAAAGAUGCACAAUUUUAUAUUUGAAACAUUUGAAACAGCUAAUAACAUGGCUAGAUAAAGCAGAAAAUAUAUGUCUGCUAGCAAAUAUCGCCUUCCGGUUAUUCAAAACAACAUUUAAAAACACAGAGCAUGACAUACGCCAAAUGUAUAAGCACAAUUAGAUUGUGGUAUAACAUGCUGCCUUUAACUAGUGAAUACCACUGGUUACUGAGUAGAUUAAGUUUAUCGUGUAAGCAUAUUGUGCUAAUUUAAGUAAGCUAAGUCGAUGAAAUAAGAAAAAUAGUAUAACAUGCCCAAAGUGCACGAUUAUUAACUACAUGCAGGAAUCUACCAUUGAUCUUGAGCACCUUGCAGUUUUGAACAUUUAAACAUGAAACUGCUUUCUAAAGAUGCACAAUAUUAAGAAAGUCUAAUAAACAUGCUCAGGGGGUCCUAGGUCGCUAGGCCGUACAGGCUUGGGCACAUAUGUGGGUGCAGGUCAUCGGGUAGGGUAACUAGCAUUAGCAUUCCAUUAAUCAGGCUGUCCCCCAUGUAGAGCCUCUUCACCUAAUUCCUUGACUGGGCUUUGCUCGGGGUUGGUAGCGAGAUCCAUCCGGUCCAAGUGAGGUCCAAGUGUCGGGUAUGCCUCUGCUUCCAGCCCCGGUCGGUGAUACCUGUAGCGAGGUAGUGUGCAGAGGUGGCAGAACGUUGGGAGCAAGGUAAGUGCACCCUCCAGCCCCAGGCCAGUAUAAAGGCCGACAUCUGCCGCGGACCCGGUAACCUGGAUGGGCUGAGUCCCUCCCGGACGGGGAGCAGCAGGGGGUCCCGAUUGUUUGUCCUCGCCUGGAGCGGUGGGCCCUCCGUCGAUGUGGGCGAUGUCGCAGGGUCAAUCCCUUGGUGACCCUCAGCCUAGGUAAGCCAGUAGCAGGAACAGCUAGGCCAGAGGGAGUCUCCUGCACCUUCCGGCUCUCACCCCUCUGCAUUUUCACACAUGGUUGGGGCCACAGCAGUGUCACACAGUGCUCCAGAGCUUCCCAGAAGGGCUGAAAUUGCUCGUUGAGCCACUGUAAGAAUCGCUCCAUGGGGCCAUAAGGGGACAGUUCUGACUGCACAUGUGUAUCAUCUCGAGGGUGAGACGCCACCGCCAUUUUGAGUCAGUUCACUGUGCUCCAAGUGAUUUCGCAGCUAGGCCUGCAGAGUGUGACUAGGCCCCGGCGUGGGUUAAAAGGUAGGUGCCGUGAUGGCCUAUCAAGAUAGUCCAGUGGGGACCGGGAUGACCCCCGCCGCUCCAAGGGGGGGGUAGGAGUGAUCCAAGACAGUUCCGUUGCUAGUGAGCAGGGAGAUCGGCCGCCUCUCCCCAGCUCUGUUACAGCAGGCCGCAGCUGUGGAUCAGCGGCCCCCAGCGGGUAUUAGACUUUGUCAAACCUUCAGGCCACUUUGCCGGACCCCCCGUGAUAUAUUGAUGCCUGUCAGUGUGUUUAAUCCCAGGUUGGCUGGGGUUAAAGUCACAAAAUCAGCUUAAUUUGCAGGAGCUCAGGACCCACACCUCUGCUCUGCUUGAUGGCUAGCUCCACCCCCUUAAAGGACUUUUAUUUUUCUUUACCUUCCUUAUAUUAAAAUUAUUUGUGUUGAGUGAGCCUUUCAGGUUCCCCAUGCCUUGCUGCUUUAUUUGACCUGGAUAUCCUUUUUACUGAAUUAUUUCCACUUGUAAUUUGCAGCUCAUCUUGCUUUCAAUCUACCUUUCUCUUCACUUUUUCCUUCUCUUCGCUUCUUCAUUCUGAUACAAAAUAUUUUUCAGAAAAAAGGUAAUCAAAAGGUUUUUCCCCGCCCCCCAAAAAUAAAUAAAUAUAAACAUAAACCCGAUUGCACCAUAUACAAGUAAGACAUUAUCCAAUCAAAAGAAAUGGAAUUCGGUCAAGACAUCAUCACACAACAGUCUGACAGGGGUGAUAGAGUGGUGGUCAUCUAUCUUGAGAAAUCCUCCCACAAAUCCUUUGGUCAGUUGGAGAAUCCAAAUAGUUAUACCAAGUUUCCUGAAAUCCUUUGACUGCUGGAAGUAUAAAUGAUUUGAAAUAUACAUUUUCCUAUUAAAUCCAACCACAGGAUGGCCACAUUCUACCACCUGCCAAAGGUACAAAACUGCCAUCCUCUGAUGUAUUCUUGGUUGGUUUAGAGAGAAAAUGUAACAAUGGGUGUGCAUAUAUAUAUAUAUAUAUAUAUAUAUAUAUAUAUCCAAAUAGGUUAUGGUGGGGAAAAAGUGUGAUUGAAAACCCCUUCCACUUGAAGUCUGUGGAUAGUUAAUUCAAAACUAAUUUGCAUAUGCCUACCCAGAAUCCUUUGCGGUUGUAACAUCACUGCAGAUUUGGGAUUUCUGUGGGAAAAAGCAAGUCUUAUGGCUUGACUGGUGUGCAGAUUUUUGUUUAACAUUGUAUUAAAUAUAUAUAUAUAUAUAUAUAUAUAUAUAUAUAUAUAUAUUUGAUCUCUUGUUAGAGUUUUGAAAGGUUUUACAUGAUGCUAAACAAACAAUGAGAAAGAAGCUUCUGGCACUCACUGUGUUCAAAUUUAAAGUAGUUUAUUGGAUCAUCAUGUGGACAGCAAUUUUUCGACCAAAAAUGAAGUAUUUGUCAAGCUAACACUAAAAACGUAAUUCUUACAAACAUGAUUGACAUACUGGAUAAGAGAGGAUAAGAGAGCCCUGCCCAAAUGAGCUUACAAUUUAGAAAGGAAUACAGUGCUCAGAAAACAUAACAUAUACUUGGGUAAUUCUGAAAUGUAUGCAAACCAAGAUGACAUUAAUUGUAUAAGCUUCUAGAGCUGGGCAGCGAUUUCACUUCCAUCCAUGUACUACCAUCAACCAGCAGAUAUACUUACAAUAACUAAUAUAUACAGGGUGACCAGAUCCACCAUGUUUACUGGGACACAUAUAACUUUUCAAAAAAAUUUAAAAUAGCAGCGUUCACUGUUGAAUGCCCUAUUCCCAUACUUAAAAUGACUACUCUCCCCAAAAUCCUAUGCUCAUUACAGACUCUACCUAUUAUCCUUACCAAAUCCUUUUUCGCUGCACUCCAAAAUGUAUUUAGUACAUUUAUCUGGACUCAAAAGCACCUCAGAAUUCCAUAUAGAGUCUAGUAACAAACUGCAGGGAGGUCUAAGCCUACCCAAGUUGGAACUUUAUUACAAAUCGGUUAUUCUCACAAGAAUUCAUGAGUGUGCAAAACCCCCCAACCCUGCACACUGGGUACAAUUGGAAAGCUCUGGUUUCCAGGUGCCAAUAUUUUCUAUUCCCUGGCAUAACAAGGGACAGGCUUUUUUACAUUCCCCUUAUUCAAACCAUCGUACAAUCAUACCAACCUUGAGGGUAUGGCAAAGUAUUAAGACCCUGCCCAGCAUAUCAGGUUAGCCUUCCCCUCUAUACCGACAAAACACAUAAUCUGUAAUUCCACCCAGGCCUUACACCUGCCUCCUUUAAAUUAUACCAUUACUCUAAUUACUUCACCCUAGGUACAGUAGUUUCAGACCAGGGGCUCAAACCUCUUAAGGAGAUUAUAUCCUCGCCUCAACCUACAGCCGUCCAGGGCUUCUCUAACUUUUUUCAGGGUCAGCUUUCUUGGUGGUUGUAACGGCACCCCCAGACAUAAAAGGAUUAAACCGCUGUUUAGAACAUCUUCCCCUUCCAGAGAUACAGGCACAGCUACUAGAGAACACCAAACUCCCAAACCGCAUAUAAGGGAAUGCUCUAAAUUCCCGAACUGCAUACAAUAUAGCACUCCAAACUCACAAACUGGAACCUCACGAAUAGCUGUUAGCAGACGAAUAGGAAAAGCACCCAAGCGGCUUACACUUCUAGCAAUCAGUCUCUAUCAGCAUACAGUAAAUCCCCCCGAAGACGAGACAAGGCUCCGUGUUGAGGGUCAAGCAGUGGUCUGUUUAAUGAGGGCUACCUGCCCAGUAUUUAUGCAGGUCUCCCACCUGGUGGACACUCCCCUAGGGGACAAGAUGGAAGACUGUGACAAGGACAUUGUAGCAACCAAUCACAGGGUACACACUUAGCCAUUCCCCUUUCUUACCCAGCACCCUCUGCUCUGCUCAGGGAGAUAAUUGUGAAGUAAUUCAAUUAUCUCCCAGGACAGAGCCUAAACGCCAUUUUAGAUGACAAUAACAAAAUAUAUUUUACUCCAUUUUACAGGCAUUCAACAUGUCCCCAGAUAGCUAGGAUCUGAGCGCACCAAAGUACCGAAUAGCGCUCAGAUCCUAGGCACACAGUCCAAUCGCCGUGGAGCCAAAGUGUUCACAAAGUCAGUUUUCAUACGAAUGAGCUCCACGGGAUUCCUAUCUGGGGUAUGGUGUAGUCAGGUACAACUACCGAAUAUAGGGCUGUUCGUGCACUUCUACCAAACAAGAAGGGAGGUCAGCGGAUUCAGUGCCGUUCGCGCCAAAAUGUAUCCGUUUUCCAUUCCAUGAGUUGGGCGUCGAACACCGCUGUGCGUUCACGUGUUUAAAAUGGCCGCGACCUCGUGUUCGGUAUACGAAUGGCGGCCACCCAGCAUUCGUCAAUUAAGCUGUGGUUAACCGCAGCUUCUGGGAGGUUAAUUGCCGACCCACUCCAGCUCCCAGGUGGUCCAGUCAUUCGUGUGUUAGUUCGGUAGAUUGGAUCUACUGAACACUGGGCAGAAAAGGCACGAAUAAGCCUUUUCUGCAGGGGAAAAAAAGCUUUUAACAUGGGGCCAUAAUCCAAAGGCAACAGGCGAGCAACCGGGCUUCUCCAAUGCAAUGUGGCGAGAUUGGUCUCGUCACAGUGGUCUCCCCCAUCUUCAGCAGCUGUGGGUUGUCCUGGAAUUUUUUUAUCUUAUGUUACUUACGUUUCAUGCUUGUGACAGGUUAUAUGUUUGGACUAUCACUGCAUAUUUGAGGACUGCUGUCCUAAGAUUAUGCCAUGCACAUUUGUUUUUUAUGUCAAUAAAUGUGAAUGUUUUCAUGAUUUUUUCUGUCUGGAUACUGUGUGGUUUUUCCUCAAUGAAUCAGAACUGUUUUGGUAGCACAAAAGGGACCUACACGAUAUUAGACAGGUGUUUGUUUUAUUUCUAAUUUCUUUAUUUUUUUGCAGUGCAUUGUUUAACAAACUUAACUUGCAAAGACAUUCUAUUAGAGUGUAAAUAUCAUGGUAUAGAUAUACAUGUAACUUGAGAUGCAAAGGACUCUGCACUUUUUCUAAUUUAAAGUAAAUAUGUCAGCUAAAACACAAUUCAAUUUGCUAAAACAAAGUGAGUAUAAGAGAUGCUAUAGAGUAGAACCAUAGAUUACUGAAGGAGUGAAAUACCACUCGACAAUUACAGAGACGCAAAAAGUGAAGAAAACAACAUAUAAAAAAACACUGCAUCAACAUUCAGUAAAAGGCAUGAACAGUGCAAGAGGGGCAGGAGGGCCUUCAUCAUCAGCAAAGAGAUGCUGAGUAAAAGCAAAAGGGCUGCCUGCAUGGACCGCAUUCAGCCGAUGCCAAAGACAGGAAAACACAUGGAUGAUCUGAGGUCACAAAAGUUAGCAUCAUGGCAUCAAGGUGAAGAAAGGCCACCCUCUAGCCCCUGGUUGGUAUGGAGGCCUGCAUUUUGAAGCCACAGACUUGUGGGCUUUGAGUGUCCAAUGCCUUCCCAUUAUGGGAAUAGCAGAAGACUUGGUGGUUCGAUGCAGCCAAAGGUAGAAUGUCUUCUAUCCGCAUGGUCAAUGUUUUGGGGUAAAUCCCCUGAUGGCCCUCGACAAUGAGUGAAACCAGGUGGUUGAGGUAAAGUUGUGCCCAAAGCGGCCUCAAUCACAACCCGGUUAACAGCUUCCCAGCUUUCCUUGUUUGUUAUCCAGGAUGUUUCAGAAGCGUGAGAAUAUUUUCUCCAGUUUCCACAGGGACCAUUCCACUGGCUCUUGAUAGGCCUCUGUGGGUUGCUGAAGCAUAGGAUUCUGAGGGCAAGCCAUGUCCGCCAUCUUGUUGAGCUUAGAUGUGCGAGUAUAGACUGCAGUCAGCAUCAGGAUGCAACACAGGUAAGUAGAACAGGCCAGUGGGGACCGGGAUAACCCCAACCAGUUCAGGAGUGGGGGGUUUACAAGAUAUCCCUGUGUGGACUCAGUGUUGUGCAGGACGGGGGAUCAGCAGCAUAAUCCGUCCGACAGUCAUAGCAGUCCUCAUCGGGAGCACCAGAUUCAGCAAAGAAUAAACCAUGUAAAAGUGUCCCAGUAGACCCUGACAGACUUCGGAGACAGGUAAGUUUUGGGGUGAGAUGAUUUGGCAUGUGGGAGUAGGUUAUACAGCUUAGGAUUCAGAUUGCUCGGAGCUCACCAGAAGCACGUCCAGCCGCCAUGAGGCUCAGGCCGUGCAAGCAGGUGGUUUUAAUGUUGGAACCACUCAAAUAAACAAGAAAAUGUGCAAUGUGUCUGGCACUGCAAACAAUAUAUUAUAAAAACAAAGUGUAAAGUUAACCCGAAAUAUAUUGAAAACAAAAUAUGCUAGUAACAAACAAUCAAUAAAUCUCAUUAAUACAAAAUAAUAGCUUAAUGGUAUUAGGAGUUUACAUCUGUAAUUGAUCAUAAAUGUACAAUGGCCAAAAGUAUUGUAAGUACAAAUAAAUUUCCCAGUACAUUCUGGGCUUACCUUGGCCAACUGGGAAGAGAAAAGGGGAGGUAAGAGCUCUUGGAUGUAGAGGGAACUUUCAUUGUUGGUUCAGCAGUAAGAAAUAAACUUCCCUGAUUCAAUAUUAACUGGUGCCAAUAAGAUGCAGUUUGCGCUGAGAGAUACCAAAGUGAAAAUAAGGCUGGUAACUCGCGAUGAAAGUCUUUUCUCAAAAUGUAGCAGUACUUACCUUACCCAGGGGCCGGCCGAGGUCCUCACUUACCGCCGCGCGCGGCUCUCGAAUGAAGGCGGGUACGGACCGUGAGAUGCGGUCACGUGUCCCGCCUAGCUCUAAGAGCGUGCCACGCUCUUAAAGGGGCAGUGGGAGCCAAAAUAUGAAAUGUGCUCACAUUGGUCCCUGUCAUCCCACAUUCCCCAGACACUUACAUUUUGGGGGCGUGGAUAUGACAGGGGCCAAUCAAAGUAAAGUUUAGGGUAUUUAUACUUACCUCUCCCUUAACUCCCUGCCCUAUCGUGGUUUCUGUUUCAGUUCCCUUUAGCGCUUGUUGUGUUCAGUUGUGAUUUUCGUACUUGACCUUGGCUUUGUAUCUGACUGUUUAUCUCUCUAUCCCUGUUUUGUCUUGUUUGCCGGCUUACUGACUACUGUGUACCAGACCUUGGCUAGUUUUUGUUCUCGCUGUCUCUUUGUUCCUUUGACCUCGGCUUGUUCUUGACUCUGUCUAUUCUCUGCUAUACUGCGAGUCCGGCUAUUCUAAGGUCCGGUAAGUCGUAUCUGCUCUAUCUCUAUCUAUUUUACAGCAUCCUGUCCCUUCUUUGCCUUAUAUUCUUGAAGUUGAUGCUUCGGAUAUUGGGGUAGGUGCUGUCUUAUCUCAAAGAGAAUCACCUGAUAAGCCAUUACAUCCUUGUGGCUUCUUUUACAAACAGAUGUCCAAAACCAAAAAGAACUAUGACAUAGGCAAUCGAGAACUCCUUGCUAUUGUUUUAGCACUCAAGGAGUGGCGACAUCUUUUAGAAGGUACUAAGGACCCCAUCCUCAUUUUUACGGAUCACAAACACCUUUCCUACCUUAGUGAAGCCAAAAGAUUGUCUUCUAGGCAGGCCAGGUGGUCACUGUUCUCAUCUCAUUUCAAUUAUAUCAUCACCUACAGACCAGGUGAUCGUAACACUAAAGCUGACGCUCUGUCUAGACAAUUUGAAACUACCGACAAACAACUGUUUGAUAAUACCCCUGUCAUUCCCCCGGACAGAAUAAUAGCUACUACGGUUCUAUCUAUUUCUUCUUCACUCUUACAAGUUAUACAGGCUAAACAAAACAUGGCAGCCAGUGAGAAACCUACUGAUAAACUGUUUGUUGAUGUUCCCGAAAGACGGGACAUUAUGUCGUUAUAUCAUGACGCCAAAACUGCUGGACAUCCUGGUGUUUCUAAAACCUUAACAGCAGUUUCUAGAUAUUUUUGGUGGGCUUCCUUACGCAAGGAUAUCACCGAUUACGUUCGGGCAUGUACUACUUGUGCCAGUAUGAAGUCUUCUCAUAGAGUUCCUUGUGGGUUGUUGCACCCGUUGCCCAUACCCGAGAGGCCUUGGUCCAACCUAUCCAUGGAUUUCAUUGUUGAAUUGCCUCCUUCGAAUGGCAAAACAGUCAUCCUGAUGAUAGUGGUUUGAUUUUCUAAGAUGGCCAUUUUGUGUCUCUUGUCAAAUUGCCCUCAUCCAGGGAACUUGCUUCUAUCUUCACCAGGGAGGUGUUUCGGUUACAUGGCAUUCCUAUAUCAAUUGUAUCUGAUAGGGGUAGCCAAUUCAUUUCCAGAUUCUGGAGAGCUUUUUGUUCAGAGAUGGGUAUUUCUCUCUCAUUUUCCUCCGCUUACCACCCCCAGUCUAAUGGAGCUGCUGAACGUGCCAACCAGUCCCUAGAGCAGUAUCUUCGUUUUUUCGUAUCCCACCAUCAGAACAAUUGGGCUGACCUGCUUCAUGGGCUGAAUUUGCUUGUAAUAACGCUGCUCAUGAAUCUUCCGGUAAAAGCCCUUUCUACGUUGUUUAUGGCCGACAUCCUGUUGUUCUUCCAGCUGCAUUCUCCUUACAGGGCAUGCCAGCUCUGGAUGAACAUUUGGCUGGUUUACGUACUACUUGGGAGCAGGUUCAGAGUUCUUUGGUGGAUUCCGCUGCUCGCCAAAAGGUUCAAGCUGACAAACAUAGGGCAGCUCCGUCCUAUGUCGUGGGGGACAGGGUUUGGCUUUCCACUCGCAAUAUCCGCCUUCGUGUGCCUUCUAUGAAGUUGCCCCCCCCCGUUUUAUAGGUCCUUUCCGUAUUUUGCAUAGAGUUAAUCCUGUUUCAUAUGCCUUGGAUCUUCCUAAGAACCUGCGUAUUCCUAACGUCUUUCACACCUCCUUGUUGAAGCCUCUCCUGUGUAACCGCUAUACCCAGCAUGUUCCUCCUGUUUCUGUGGAGGGUCAUGAGGAAUUCGAAGAAGCUGCUGUACUUGACUCUCGUUUUCUCAGGGGUCGACUCCAGUACCUGGUGCAUUGGAAGGGUUAUGGGCCUGAGGAACGCAGUUGGCUUUCCGCUGGCGCUGUUCAUGCUCCUCGCCUUGUGUGUUCCUUCCAUUCUCGUUUUCCUGCCAGGCCUGGUCCUCCCCGCCCAGUGGGCAUGUCUUCAGGGGGGUACUGUAGCGGUACUUACCUUACCCGGGGGCCGGCCGAGGUCCUCACUUACCGCCGCGCGAGGCUCUUGAAUGAAGGUGGGCACGGACCGCGAGAUGCGGUCACGUGUCCCGCCUAGCUCUAAGAGCGUGCCGCGCGUCUCAGGCACGCUCUUAAAGGGGCAGUGGGAGCCAAAAGAUGAAAAGUGCUCACAUUGGUCCCUGUCAUCCCACAUUCCCCAGACACUCACAUUUUGGGGGCGUGGAUAUGACAGGGGCCAAACAAAGUAAAGUUUAGGGUAUUUAUACUUACCUAUCCCUUAACUCCCUGCCCUGUCGUGGUUUCUGUUUCAGUUCCCUUUAGCGCUUGUUGUGUUCAGUUGUGAUUUUCGUACUUGACCUUGGCUUUGUAUCUGACUCUGUUUAUCUCUCUAUCCCUGUUUUGUCUUCUUUGCCUGCUUACUGACUACUGUGUACCAGACCUUGGCUAGUUUUUGUUCUCGCUGUCUCUUUGUUCCAUUGACCUCGGCUUGUUCUUGACUCUGUCUAUUCUCUGCUAUACGGCGAGUCCGGCCAUUCUAAGGUCCGGUAAGUCGUAUCUGCUCUAUCUGUCGAUUGUUGAACUAAAUCUUGCGUGUAGGGGUAAACUACCGUGACACAAAACUAGACAUAAUAUUUAGAUUAAAGGCAAAAUAAAGCCUAUGUCCACUGGGGUAGACCUAACCAUAUAGCACCAACUCUUAUACUGGAAAAUCUAGACAAUAUAAAUAAAAGACAUUGAAGUUAUUCAAUUCUUUAUUGGUGUAGUUAGUACUGCAUUGCAAGUUUGUUGCUAAAUUCAUCAGGGGAGAGAGCUAAACCCCCUGGACUGCCAUGAUAUUAAUAGUAUGUCAAGUAAAAUAUUAUUUAGGGAACCACACUAUAACCACUAUUUUCAUGGUGCAAUUUCAAGGACUUUUUUGGUCUUCCUUAUUUUUUACUCUUUAUUCAUUUUUAAAAAAUCUUAAUAAGAAGACAAACAACAAAGCAGAAAAUACAAAGGCUUUCCACAAUACAAUAAGACAAGGUUAGAUAACAACAAAGAGGGGUUUGGGGGAUCUCCGUCCGCAUAGCAAAGGAGUAAAAAAGUUGAAACUGAUUGUUUAGAUCCCAUUUAGCUACUCGGGGUCUGUCUUGUUCAUAUACCAACAAUUAUUUUGAGCCAGGAUUCACUACAAUAGUGUUUCCUUUGAUCCAAUCUCUGUGACUUAUAAAGUAAUACUUCCAUCUUUAAUUUAAAUAUAACUUGUGUUACCACUAAAGAAAUAGGUGCGGAGAUUUUCCAGUUGCGUGCUAUGAUUAGUUUAACUGCAACCCAUUACUAUUAUUAUUUUAUUAUUUAUAUAGCGCCAGCAAAAUUACGUAGUGCUGUACAAUGGGUUGAAUAACAGACACAUAAUUGUAACCAGACAAAAGUACGCACAGGAACAGAGGGGUUGAGGGCCCUGCUCAACGAGCUUACAUGCUAGAUGGAGUGGGGUAUAGUGACACAAAGGGUAUAAGUAGGGGUAAUGGAAUAGGUUGCUAGAAAAGACUUACACGAUUUAUGAGGGUAUCCUUACAGACACAGAAAGUGAAGCUUUUCACAGCGUAGAACCAUAAAACCUUGGCUAACAGUUAAAUCAACUGAAUAACCCUUUCAAUGCUGGCUAGAUCCUCCUAGGCAUAUAGUAUCCUAUUCUCCUAUGAUUUUCAAUUAAAAUAACAUUUGAACCAACUCAUUAAUCAUUUCCUGGAACCAUCCAAUAAGAAUAAUCUACCAGAUUCUUACAAAAGUCGAAUUUUAAUUCACCUAAAAAGAUAUCUUAUCUUAUAGUAGAAUAAAUCAAUACACCUGGAUAAAAACAACGGUAUGCUAACACGUGAUAAUAUCACAUUAAUAUAUAAUUAUUCUUAAUUCCACCUGCAGAAUGGAAUGUUUAUAACUAUAUAUUCUGACCGUGAUUUAUCCAGUCAUAUAUCAUGCUAUUAGUACAUUUUAAUUAAUUUAAAUUAAUUAAAUGCAACCAGCAUACUACCAGUUAUGUCGAUAUUCUCAUCAGAUGAGUAGGUAGUCCCAGAAACUUGAUUGGUUGUAUUUAGGUGCGUGGGUAAUAGUGAAAAGUAGUGUUGGUUAGAAAAUGUCAAAGAGUUUGUGAGUUGAGUGUUAGUCCCAGAGAUUGUCCUGGAUUUCUCUCCAUGUCCGAGUUGGAGUCCCCAAACUUCCAAUUCCUCUCUCUGUCUCCUCUCUAUGUCUCUCCCCAACUUUUCCCUUUGUCCUAACUUUUAAAGGGCCAGACUCUCUGUACGUCAUUAGUUGGUAAACCAAUAGGCAGCCGUAGGUGUGUCCAAUCUAGGGAUCACAAUUAAGGUAUUUGAUCCAUAGAUGGCAGUCUUGUCUAACGAAACCUUCCUAUCCAGGAAAGAGUUAACUUUUCCUGAUGACGAUUUUGACGUCAUUUGGCUUAUCUAAAAUGACUAUCAUAACUUAGAUUUGCUGUCAGUUCAAAGCGUUUAUGUCAGUCUUUGUGGCAACUACCUUGGUCAUAACUUGUAAAAUUGACAGUUCUAAACUCAAUUUCACCCUUUACUACAAUGGUACCUUAUAAAAUUUAGAAAGUAAAAUCAAUUACUUAGUCUUCUCUGUCACUAGUGUCUGUGUUUAGAUAUGCAUCUAUUCCAUUAACAUUUUAGACAGAGUGUUCCAUCCCCCUGCUUCAUUGCUUAUCUUGGUUUGUUUAUGUAAUACAUUCCUCAGCUCAAGCAAGUGGCUAGUUACUGAAAGUAAGAAGAAACCAAGGAAAUUAUGUGUUUUUGUUAUCCUGAAGAUAGCAAAAUGGAGUCCGCUUUGUUCUGAGUGGCUGUGGCAAUAUACACUUUUAAUUUAUUUUUAGCACAAAAUGACUUUUGAUAUAAAUAUUCUGACAAAGCAAGCACCAGAAUCUUAACUUAAGCCCUUUAUUUAACUAGAAGCCAAUGUAGGGAUUGACAGAGGGUGUGGGGCAUGAGGUGCGAGCGGGGGUUCCCAGAUUGCACCUGCUGCGUUCAUAAUAGAUUGCAGUGGUGCAAUCUGGGAACCCGUUAGAUCAAUGAGAAGGGGAUUGCAGUAGUCAAGACGAGAAAGAACAACAGCAUUGACCAGCACCUUAGCUGUGUCUGGUGUUAAAUAGGGGCAACCAUGAAAUUAACAACCCCUUAAGGACACAUGACAUGUGUGACAUGUCAUGAUUCUCUUUUAUUCCAGAAGUUUGGUCCGUAAGGGGUUAAUAUUGAAAUGUAAGAUAGCAUUAUCUAUUGCUUUAGUAAUAUGUUUAUUAACCAAAUUCUCUACUUUAAACAAACACAAAGUAAUAAAUCACAGUGUUAGGUACACCCUAAAUAGUUUUUUAAAUAUAAAUAUACUUAUAAACAAAUGUAUUGCAAAUUCUGGUAUAAUUUAGAUGUAGAGCCUAUAGAAACAAAAAUAUGCUACACACAGUGUGUAUUGUAUGGCAAACAGAGUAUGGUAAUGGUAAAUUAUUACACUCACAUAUUACAGAGCCGCGCCAGACUCUGUAUAAAACGCCUAAUGGUGCCCUAUUGGGCAGAUGGAAACCGCCUGUGGACAGCUUAGAAUGAGGGAUCUGCAAUGAAGUGGAUGUCAGCAGCACCAGAAUCAAAUAAAAUAUAUCUAAUAACAAAAUGGAACAAAAUAAAAACAAAUGGAUUUAUUGCAAUCCUUGUGGGAAACAAAAUAGUUAUUUGUAAAAGCAGAGAGCAUGCAGAUUCAAACAUUACAAGUAGGUAUAUACAUAUACAUCUGUGCAUAUAUGCAGUUGUCAAAUAUUCAUUUUUUUAGAUGUUUCUAGGCCUGCAAUGUCAAGUUCAUAAAUUCAUUUUACUUAUUUACAUGCCUUUUUUUGGUUGGGCAGCAUGGGGCGCCUUAAAAUGUUAUGCCUACACGCGUCUGACAUGUAAAUCAGGCCCUGCUUACAAGUCAGAUACAUAUGCAUAAGUAUUUUUUUUAUUAAAUAGUUACUGUUUAUAGUUACAGUGAGAUGUGUUUGCCUACACAGGAUUUAGAUAUUCAAAAUAAUUAAAAAAUAAAUAACCAGUAAUGAUUAAAACAAAUAUAUAAUUAAAUAAAUAGUAAUUAAUAUGAAUUAGUGUAAUAUUGUUACUAUAUUACAAUCCUAUUGCUGGUAUAUUAGAACCACUCACAUGUAACAAGUCUAGAACAAUGUUCUGUGGUUUUCAAAGAAUAUAAAUAUAGCUUUUCCACACAAAUGUAAUGGUCAUAUAAGAAAAAAUACUUUUAAAAUGCUUUUUUUCUCCCUUUAUGCUAUUUUAUGUUAGUGUAACCCCUUGAACCAAUGAACAAGCGGUUUGCAGAAAAAAUACCUCCAGAAUAUUUUCGGUGUCCUGGAAAGUAAUGUUUAAGUGUAUUUUUCUUUUUAAAUGCCUAGAUAGUGCUUUAUUUAAUGGAAACAAAAACAAAACAUUUUUUUCUGGUCAGAAAACAUAAUUUUUAUUUAUUUUUUUUUUUUACCAACUAAUGAGGUUUAUAGACAGGAAUAUAACAACAUAGUUGUAAAUAAAUAACAUGUCUUCAUUUGUAACAUUGUCUUUUUCUCUUACAUAGGCUUAAUCCUCUCACCUAUACACUGUUAAAUAUACACUCAGUUCUCAGUAGUGUGUACAUAUAUAUAUAUAUAUAUAUGUGUGUGUGUGUGUGUUAAAAGGCCAUUAGGCCUGAAUUUGUGGGAGGAGUUAUGGCCCCUAUUUAAACUCCUAGCCCCUACUCACCUCUGCCGUUCAAGCUGUUUGAUUUCUCCUUAGCAGCCAGCACUUCCGGUCCGAAGUUCCAGCCAAAAAAAUUUCCUAUGCCUCCGACCUCCGUGCCUUCUACCCGGCUUCGCACCGGCCUCGGUACCUGCCUUCCGGCUUCCAGGUCAAUAGAGACCGGCACGUCCACGUAAGCAUAAUGUGGGAAUUAGCGUUUGGCUAUUUCUAACGUUCGGGCUUAAAAACGCGGGGAUAGGCUCCCUCACUAAUACUUACCUGUUCGUGCAUAAUUACCCGUUCAUGUACUUCUGCGGUUCAUGCGGCUAAACAGCCGACCGCAGGGUACACUCACUUUCGUUUAUUCUUUCGUGCAGUCUAAACAGUCAACCACAGGGUACAUUCAUUUUCGUUUGUUCUUUCGUGCGGUCUAACAGCCGACCGCAGGCAUCACGUUUGCAUCACGUUUGCCGUUUGUUCGUUUUUAGCCGAACACAGUCUGUUUUACUGCUUAAAGGACCACUCUAGGCACCCAGACCACUUCAGCUUAAUGAAGUGGUCUGGGUGCCAGGUCCCUCUUGGAUUAACCCUUUUUUUUAUAAACAUAGCAGUUUCAGAGAAACUGCUAUGUUUAUAAAUGGGUUAAUCCAGCCUCUAAAGCCUCUAGUGGCUGUCUCAUUGACAGCCGCCAGAGGCGUUUGCGUGCUUCUCACUGUGAAAAUCACAGUGAGAAGACGCCAGCAUCCAUAGGAAAGCAUUGUAAAUGCUUUCCUAUGAGACCGGCUGAAUGCUCGCGCAGCCCCUGCCGUGCAUGCGCAUUCAGCUGAAGAGGAGGAUCGGAGGCGGAGAGGAGGAGGAGAGCUCCCCGCCCGGUGCUGGAAUAAAGGUACGUUUAACCCCUUUCCUCGCCAUCCAGCCUGGCACUAUAGUGGUCCUUUAAAUUCCCUUAUCUGGCACUAUGUUAAGUUAUUAUACCGUUCGUUCAUACGAACGAACAGAUCACUUUCAUCUUACAGCCUUUUCACUCAACUUUCUGUCUGGUGUAUAGCAUGUUAAUUUUAAACAGUAUAAAGUCUAAUCUGUACAAAAUAGCAUGCCAUAUAUAUACAAAACGUCUCUCAUAUAGAGUGACGUUUUAAAAAUAAAGAUAAACCAUAAAAAAGUGCAGUUAGUGUCUUAUUGAUGUUCAAUUGUAAAAACAUUAAAUAUAUACAUCCUAUAUGAAAACUACAAUUCAAAAGGGAUUUUGUCUCCUCCAGAUGAUUUAAAGUUAAAGUAUUUAUAAUUGGAGCGAGAUAUUAAUCUUCAUUUUGAAGUGUAAAAGUUUAACCCUUUAAGUGAUCAGUGUAUGUGUGUGGUCACACACAUUACCUUGUGGUAAUGUGUGUGACCGCGUUAGACUUUUUUAAAAGUUAGUUGAGAGAGAGGUUAAUUAGGGAAAAAUAAGCGGUGGGUUGGGGCAAUAAAUAAAAAUUGGGGGGGGACAUAAUGUCCCCCUCGGCCCCCAUCUCUGCGUGGCCGGUGGGGGCCCUAAAUAACAAAAAGGGGGAUCCACUGUCCUCCCCCCUGAGCGGCGGGUAGGGGCCCUAAAUAAAAAUUUAAACCCCCCAGGUGACUAGGGGUCCCCAAACCCCUAGUCACCCCCGUCCCCCCAAAAAAUAACCCCUACCUACCCCCUCAUCCUAAAAAUAAUGAGGGGGGACCCUUAUCUAAAUACCUGUAAAAAAAAAAUAGACUUACCAUUUGAUGUCUUCUUUCUUCUAAACUCUUCUUUUUUCAGCCCCAAAAAAGGCCAAAUAAAAAUCCAUAAUAACCGGCAAAAAAAAAACGGGCGCCAAACAAAAUAAAUCCAUUUUCACCCAUAGAGGGCUCCACACAGACUGAGCCCUGCAAUUAGGCUCAGAGAACUCUGAUUGGUGGGUUUAAGUCAUCCAAUCAGAGUGUUCUGACAGGUAAAUGAAGAGACUGACAGGUAAGGAUUUAAAUAUUCAUUUCUCCUUUGGUUAGUGAAUUUAGUUCUUUGGGGCUUAGGUGAUGCUGGUUUGGUGGUGGGACUGGGUACAUUGUAGUAGUUAGACGGUUGUGUGUAUGUAGAGGGUAUUCUACGUGAGGUGGUUUGAUAUUUUGGUUGGGGUUGAUAUUGAUAGUGAGAGUGAUUGACAGGUCUGUAUUGUCUAAGUGAGGGAGUGUGGUGUUGGUAUGUAUAAGGUCUGCUUUGAUGUAUUCUUUGUGGUGAGUGGUGUGAGGGUUUCCUUGUUUUAGUGGUAAAGUGGUUGCGAGAAAAUUGGGUUCCUUGUUUGGGUAGUUGUCUGUGAUGGUUAGAGUAUUCUUUAGAUGUAUAUUGUUUAUUUGGUGAUGGUGCUUCAGAGGUGUAUCUUUUGUUUAGAUGGUAUGUUCUAACUUGGUUGUUAGCAUAGUCUGACUUGUCUCGGAUAAUUUAAUUAACUUUAAUGUGUUUAGUGUCAGUUUCAAUUUUUUCAAUUUUGCUUUGAAUGAGAAUAGAAUUUUGUUUGUAUACUUUUGUUUCAAGGAAUGGUAACAAUUGCUCUUUAAGGUCAUUGAUUUGUGAGUCUAACAGUGAUAAUUUUUUACUUAUUUUCACUAUAAGUGUUUCCAUUAGACCAAAAGUGCACAUUUCAAGCUUAUUGUUCCAUUCCUCCAUGAACUCGAUGUCAUCCUGAUCUGAGGUUGGGGAUUUAAAUAAUCUCAAACCUCUAGGUGUGAUACGUUCAUCGAUAUAUUUUUUAAAAGUGGCAAUUUCCCAUUUUAAUUUAAUUUCUGUACUUAAAAUUCUUUCAAGUUUUGUGAAUAAUUCUUGUUGACUAAAACUAUUCUGUCUUAGAAAGACAGGACUAUUAGUUUCUGUAUUGAAUACACUAUUGAUAUCAAUUGUGUAGUUAUUUCUGAAUUCAAAUAUAGACAUAAUGAAAAGAAAAGCUGCUAACUCAAGAGGGAAGUCAAGUAUAACAAAACAGAGAGUUGAGUCAGCGCUAAUCGGAGAGGCAGCAGACCCAAGCAAGAACUCCCUCAAAUGUCCUUAGGAAUAGAUAAACAAAAACAAAUAAAUAGGGGAUGGGUCUGCGCCAAUGAACAAAAUAAAUAACAAUAACAAGUCCAAUUGAAUCUAUUAUGUGGUCUCCGAAGUUGUAGGGUUCUACUUGUUAUGAUAUCCAAAGGAUGUGGAGGAAGGUGGUGAGUGAUGAGAAAGAUGAUCCAAUAUAGUAAAAAUAGGAGAGGUCUUACUUACAGUUGACAGAGCUUAAUCCAGCUCUGGUGUGAAUGGCUUGCAGCGGUAUUAUCCCCGCUUACAGGAUAUACGGCGAGUAUCCUCUUCUAUGUGGUGACAGACGGCCAAGUGGGAGAUAAAAAUGGUGCAGUAUGUUCCACACAUGAAAUAAAAGAUGUAAAAUAUAAUAGAUACACUCACAUUCG
Molecule: messenger RNA, 74394 nt
Organism: Pelobates cultripes (western spadefoot toad)
Lineage: Eukaryota; Metazoa; Chordata; Amphibia; Anura; Pelobatidae
Source: the annotation of a GenBank genome assembly